AUGUAUGAGUGUCCAGUGAUCCAUCCUAUAUCAGCGGUACACCAGUACACAUCGUCUGGCUGGUGGUCAAACACGUCCUUGAAGGUCAGAGAGGUGUAAAGCAGGUAGACUGCCACCGUGUGAAGGACACCCUGCAGGGAAGGCAGAUACAGGGUUAACACAGGGCUAAUAUAUACACACACACACACACACACACACACACACACACAUUUACGAACGCACACACGCAAGCGCACACAGGAACAUGCACACACACACAUUAUCACUCGAGUAUGUGUGUGUGUGUGUGUGUGUGUGUGAGUGUGUGUGUGUGUGAGUGAGUGUGACUGAGUGUGUGACAGUGUGUGUGUGUGUGUGUGCGUGUGUGUGUGUGUGUGUGUGUGUGAGUGAGUGUGACUGAGUGUGUGACAGUGUGUGUGUGUGUGUGUGAGAGAGAGAGUGUCCUACCUUUGGUUUGCCAGUAGAUCCGCUGGUAUACAGUAUAAAGAGAGGAUCCUCUGCAUCCAGCCACUCAGGUUCACACUGCUCAGAGACCUGUCCCAUAACCUCCUCCCAACAGACGUCACACACAGGAUUCCACGGGGUCUGGACACCAGGAAAUACAGCAGGACCAUGACUUAGUCAGAAUACAGUAGAUGUACACCAGGAAAUACAGCAGGACCAUGACUUAGUCAGAAUACAGUAGAAGUACACCAGGAAAUACAGCAGGACCAUGACUUCAGUCAGAAUACAGUAGAAGUACACCAGGAAAUACAGCAGGACCAUGACUUAGUCAGAAUACAGUAGAAGUACACCAGGAAAUACAGCAGGACCAUGACUUAGUCAGAAUACAGUAGAAGUACACCAGGAAAUACAGCAGGCCAUGACGGGUCAGUCAAUACAUAGAAGUACCCCCAGAAGAUACGCAUGACCAUUGACUCAGUCCAGAAUACAUUAAGAAGUACCACCAGGAAAUACGCAGGACCAUGACUCAGUUCAGAAUAACAGUAAAGUACAACUCCAGGAAAUACAGCAGGACCAUGACUCAGUCAGAAUACAGUAGCGGGUGUUCAUAAUGUUUCGUACACUCAGUGUAUAUUUCUACAUAGUAGAGGAGCCUCAAUACGGUGCUUAUAUGCUGUCAUAUGUCUUCUGGCUGCGAUAGACAUACAAGUGUCGUUUCACACAUAAUCACUACGGCGACAGAUUGAGAUCUCUAGGGGCAACAGACAGAUGGAGACUUCCCUUAUAAUCAAAGAUAGAGAGAGAGAGAGAGAAGCGCGAGAGCGAGAUAGCUAUAGAGAGAGAGGAGAGAUCGAUAGAGCUGAUCGCUAGAGAUAGAGAUGAUCUAGCGCUACCCUCUCUGCUAGAUGGAGGUAGGUCGUGCUCUAUCUCUCUACCCUCGCUCUGCUUCCCUCGCUCUCUCUGCUCUCUCUCUAUACUCCCCCGCUCCGCGAUCUCCCUUCUCCCUCGCCCCUCUCUCUCUCUAUCUCUCUAGCUCUCUCCUCUCCCUCUCUCUCUCGCGCUCCCUCUCUCUCUCUCUCUCCCGCUGCUGUUCUCUCCCUCUCUACUUCUCCCUCUUCGCUUCUCUCUCUCCUCUCUUGCUCUCCCUCUCUCUCGUCUCCAUCUCUCUCUCCAGCACCUCUCUCUCUCUUCUCUCUCUCUCUCUCUCUUCUCUCUCUCUAUCUUCUUGCCUCCUCGCUCUCUCUCCCCUCUCUCUCUCCCUCCUCCUCCCUCUCUUCAUCUUCUCUUCUCCCUCGUCUGGUCUCUCUCCUCGGCUCUGUCUCGUCAGUCCUCGGGGUCUCUCGUCCUCGCUCUCCCUCUCCACCUCUCUGCUUCGGGUCUCUCUUUGCUUCUGCGCCUCUGCUCUCGGCUCUCUCGUUACAGGUCCCUCUCUCUCUCGUCUCCUACCCUCUCUCUACCUCCCUCUGUCUCUCUAUUCUCGUCAACCCUUGGCGUGCUUAGAGCUGUGCUAUCCUGUGCGUCUACUCAUACUACUCUCUCUCUCUCCCUCUCUCGUCUCUUGCUCUCUCUCUCUCCCCCCCUCCUCCUCCCCCUCCUACUCCGCUCCCACCAAAACAGCUAACUUCUCAUUCCUCCCCCGUCUUCUCUCUCUCUCUCUCUCUCUCUCUCUCUCGCUUCUCCUUCGUCUCUCGCUUCUUUUCUUUUCUCUUCUCUCUCUCCCCUCUUCUCCCUGCUCCCGCCUCUACCUCUUCCCACUCCCCUCUCUCUCUCUCCCAUAUCUCUCGUCCUCUCCAUCCCCUCUCUCUCUCCCUCCUCGCCUCUAACACCUCUCUCUCCUCUCUCUCGCCGCGCUCUCUCUCUCUCUCCCCUCUCGCGCGUCCCUCGAUCUCCAUCUCUUCUACUCUCCCCGCUGCCUCUCGCGCCCCUCGCCCCCUUCCCCCCCCUUCUCUCGCGAUCCUCUCUCUUCUCUCAUCUCUCUCUCUCGCUUCUCUGGUUCUCUCUCUCUCGCCCUUCUUCCUUCUUCUUUCCCUUCCUUUCCCCGCAGUAUUCAUCCCCCUUGCUAUGGAGCCCCUAAAUAAGAUCUGGUGCAACCAAUUACCUUCAUAAGACACAUAAUUAGUUAAAUAAAGUCCACCUGUGUGCAAUCAAUAGGGCUCUGGUCAAACAUAUAUACAGUGUCUUGCAAAAGUAUUCAUCCCCCUAGGUGUUUUUCCUAUUUUGUUGCAUUACAAACUGUAAUUUAAAUGUAUCUUUAUUUGGAUUUCAUGUAAUGGACAUACAAAACAGUCCAAAUUGGUGAAGUGAAAUUUAAAAAAUAACUUAUUUCAAAAAAUUCUAACAAAUAAAUAACAGAAAAGUGGUGCGUGCUAAUGUAUUUACCGCCUUUGCUAUGAAGCCCCUAAAUAAAAUCUGGUGCAACCAAUUACCUUCCGAAGUCACAUACAGUUGAAGUCGGAAGUUUACAUACACCUUAGCCAAAUACAUUUUAACUCAGUUUUUCACAAUUCCUGACAUUUAAUCCUAGUAAAAAUUCCCUGUCUUAUGUCAGUUAGGAUCACCAUUUUAUUUUAAGAAUGUGAAAUGUCAGAAUAAUAGCAGAGAGAGUGAUUUAAUUCAGCUUUUGUUUAUUUCAUCACAUUCCCAGUGGGUCAGAAGUUUACAUACACUCAAUUAGUAUUUGGUAGCAUUGCCUUUAAAUUGUUUAACUUGGGUCAAACGUUUCGGGUAGCCUUCCACAAGCUUCCCACAAUAAGUUGGGUGAAUUUUGGCCCAUUCCUCCUGACAGAGCUGGUAUAACUGAGUCAGGUUUGUAGGCCUCCUUGCUCGCACACGCUUUUUCAGUUCUGCCCACAAAUGUUCUAUAGGAUUGAGGUCAGGGCUUUGUGAUGGCCACUCCAAUACCUUGACUUUGUUUGUCCUUAAGCCAUUUUGCCACAACUUUGGAAGUAUGCUUGGGGUCAUUGCCCAUUUGGAAGACCCAUUUGUGACCAAGCUUUAACUUCCUGACUGAUGUCUUGAGAUGUUGCUUCAAUAUAUCCACAUAAUUUUCCUUCCUCAUGAUGCCAUCUAUUUUGUGAAGUGCACCAGUCCCUCCUGCAGCAAAGCAACCCCACAGCAUGAUGCUGCCACCCCCGUGCUUCACGGUUGGGGUGGUGUUCUUCGGCUUGCAAGCAUUCCCCUUUUUCCUCCAAACAUAACGAUGGUCAUUAUGGUCAAACAGUUCUAUUUUUGUUUCAUCAGACCAGAGGACAUUUCUCCAAAAAGUAUGAUCUUUGUCCCCAUGUGCAGUUGCAAACCGUAGUCUGGCUUUUUUAUGGCGGUUUUGGAGCAGUGGCUUCUUCCUUGCUGAGCGGCCUUUCAGGUCAUGCCUGAGACAAGGCCUUCACAAGGUCCUUUGCUGUUGUUCUGGGAUUGAUUUGCAGUUUUCGCACCAAAGUACGUUCAUCUCUAGGAGACAGAACGCGUCUCCUUCCUGAGCGGUAUGACGGCUGCGUGGUCCCAUGGUGUUUAUACUUGUGUACUAUUGUUUGUACAGAUAAAUGUGGUACCUUCAGGCGUUUGGAAAUUGCUCCCAAGGAUGAACCAGACUUGUGGAGGUCUACAAUUUAUUUUCUGAGGUCUUGGCUGAUUUCUUUUGAUUUUCCCAUGAUGUCAAGCAAAGAGGCACUGAGUUUGAAGGUAGGCCUUGAAAUACAUCCACAGGUACACCUCCAAUUGACUCAAAUUAUGUUUUAGAAACUUCUAAAGCCAUGACAUCGUUUUCUGGAAUUUUCCAAGCUGUUUAAAGGCACAGUCAACUUAGUGUAUGUAAACUUCUGACCCACUGGAAUUGUGAUACAGUGAAAUAUGAGUGAAAUAUUCUGUCUGUAAACAAUUGUUGGAAACAUUACUUGUGUCAUGCACAAAGUAGAUGUCCUAACCGACUUGCCAAAACUAUAGUUUGUUAACAAGAAAUGUGUGGAGUGGUUGAAAAACGAGUUUUAAUGACUCCAACCUAAGUGUAUGUAAACUUACGACUUCAACUGUAAUUAGUUAAAUAAAGUCCACCUGUGUGCAAUGUAAGUGUCACAUGAUCUGUCACAUGAUCUCAGUAUAUAUACACCUGUUCUGAAAUUUCCCAGAGUCUGCAACACCACUAAGCAAGGGGCACCACCAAGCAAGCGGCACCAUGAAGACCAAGGAGCUCUCCAAACAGGUCAGGGACAAAGUUAUGGAGAAGUACAGAUCAGGGUUGGGUUAUAAAACAAUAUCAGAAACUUUGAACAUCCCACGGAGCACCAUUAAAUCCAUUAUUAAAAAUGGAAAGAAUAUGGCACCACAACAAACCUGCCAAGAGAGGGCCGCCCACCAAAACUCACGGACCAGGCAAGGAGGGCAUUAAUCAGAGAGGCAACAAAGAGACCAAAGAUAACCCUGAAGGAGCUGCAAAGCUCCACAGCGGAGAUUGGAGUAUCUGUCCAUAGGACCACUUUAAGCCAUACACUCCACAGAGCUGGGCUUUACGGAAGAGUGGCCACAAAAAAGCAAUUGCUUAAAGAAAAAAAUAAGCAAACACUUUUGGUGUUCACCAAAAGGCAUGUGGGAGACUCCCCAAACAUAUGGAAGAAGGUACUCUGGUCAGAUGAGACUAAAAUUGAGCUUUUUGUCCAUCAAGGAAAACGCUAUGUCUGCUGCAAACCCAACACCUCUCAUCACCCCGAGAACACCAUCCCCACAGUGAAGCAUGGUGGUGGCAGCAUCAUGCUGUGGGGAUGUUUUUCAUUGGCAGGGACUGGGAAACUGGUCAGAAUUGAAGGAAUGAUGGAUGGCACUAAAUACAGGGACAUUCUUGAGGGAAACCUGUUUCAGUCUUCCAGUGAUUUGAGACUGGGGCGGAGGUUCACUUUCCAGCAGGACAAUGACCCUAAGCAACACUCGAGUGGUUUAAGGGGAAACAUUUAAAUGUCUUGGAAUGGCCUAGUCAAAGCCCAGACCUCAAUCCAAUUGAGAAUCUGUGGUAUGACUUAAAGAUUGCUGUACACCAGCGGAACCCAUCCAACUUGAAGGAGCUGAAGCAGUUUUGCCUUGAAGAAUGGGCAAAAAUCCCAGUGGCUAGAUGUGCCAAGCUUAUAGAGACAUACCCCAAGAGACUUGCAGCUAUAAUUUCUGCAAAAGGUGGCUCUUCAAAGUAUUGACUUUGGGUUGGGGGGGGGGGGUGAAUAGUUAUGCACGCUCAAGUUUUCAGUUUUUUUGUGUUAUUUCUUGUUUGUUAGACAACAAAAUAGGAAAAAUGCUAAGGGGGGUGAAUACUUUUGCAAGCCACUGUAAAAGCAGAACCAGGAUAGAGGCGUAAAUAGAACCUACUUCUCCCUGCAUUUCUCCAGAGCCUCGUCUGCUAUCUGUUUCAGGUUGAUCAACUUCUCCCCUCUGUAUACACCAUCUAGAGAGAGGAGAGAGAGAGAGAGAGAGAGAGAGAGAGAGAGAGAGAGGAUGAGAGAGAGGAGAGAGAGGAGAGAGAGAGAGAGAGAGAGAGAGAGAGGGAGAGAAUGCAAAUUGAUAAGAUAUCGAGUGUCCAUCUGAACUGUUGGGGACCCAAGCCCAUAUAGGAUGUACAGUGAGGGAAAAAAGUAUUUGAUCCCCUGCUGAUUUUGUACGUUUGCCCACUGAUAAAGACAUAUUCAGUCUAUAAUUUUAAUGGUAGGUUUAUUUGAACAGUGAGAGACAGAAUAACAACAAAAAAAUCCAGAAAAGCGCAUGUCAAAAAUGUUAUCAAUUGAUUUGCAUUUUAAUGAGGGAAAUAAGUAUUUGACCCCUCUGCAAAACAUGACUUAGUACUUGGUGGCAAAACCCUUGUUGGCAAUCAGAGGUCAGACGUUUCUUGUAGUUGGCCACCAGAUUUGCACACAUCUCAGGAGGGAUUUUGUCCCACUCCUCUUUGCAGAUCUUCUCCAAGUCAUUAAGGUUUCAAGGCUGACGUUUGGCAACUCGAACCUUCAGCUCCCUCCACAGAUUUUCUAUGGGAUUAAGGUCUGGAGACUGGCUAGGCCACUCCAGGACCUUAAUGUGCUUCUUCUUGAGCAACUCCUUUGUUGCCUUGGCCGUGUGUUUUGGGUCAUUGUCAUGCUGGAAUACCCAUCCACGACCCAUUUUCAAUGACCUGGCUGAGGGAAGGAGGUUCUCACCCAAGAUUUGACGGUAAAUGGCCCCGUCCAUCAUCCCUUUGAUGUGUUGAAGUUGUCCUGUCCCCUUAGCAGAAAAACACCCCCAGAGUAUAAAGUUUCCACCUUCAUGUUUGACGGUGGGGAUGGUGUUCUUGGGGUCAUAGGCAGCAUUCCUCCUCCUCCAAACACGGCGAGUUGAGUUGAUGCCAAAGAGCUCCAUUUUGGUCUCAUCUGACCACAACACUUUCACCCAGUUCUCCUCUGAAUCAUUCAGAUGUUCAUUGGCAAACUUCAGACGGGCUGCAGGAUUUCAGUCCUUCACGGCGUAGUGUGUUACCAAUUGUUUUCUUGGUGACUAUGGUCCCAGCUGCCUUGAGAUCAUUGACAAGAUCCUCCCGUGUAGUUCUGGGCUGAUUCCUCGCAGUUCUCAUGAUCAUUGCAACUCCACGAGGUGAGAUCUUGCAUGGAGCCCCAGGCCGAGGGAGAUUGACAGUUAUUUUGUGUUUCUUCCAUUUGCGAAUAAUCGCACCAACUGUUGUCACCUUCUCACCAAGCUGCUUGGCGAUGGUCUUGUAGCCCAUUCCAGCCUUGUGUAGGUCUACAAUCUUGUCCCUGACAUCCUUGGAGAGCUCUUUGGUCUUGGCCAUGGUGGAGAGUUUGGAAUCUGAUUGAUUGAUUGCUUCUGUGGACAGGUGUCUUUUAUACAGGUAACAAGCUGAGAUUAGGAGCACUCCCUUUAAGAGUGUGCUCCUAAUCUCAGCUCGUUACCUGUAUAAAAGACACCUGGGAGCCAGAAAUCUUUCUGAUUGAGAGGGGGUCAAAUACUUAUUUCCCUCAUUCAAAUGCAAAUCAAUUUAUAACAUUUUUGACAUGCGUUUUUCUGGAUUUUGUUGUUGUUAUUCUGUCUCUCACUGUUCAAAUAAACCUACCAUUAAAAUUAUAGACUGAUCAUUUCUUUGUCAGUGGGCAAACGUACAAAAUCAGCAGGGGAUCAAAUACUUUUUUCCCUCACUGUAAUUGCUUUAUAACUUGAGGAUGAUUGGUCCAACUAGGGAACGUUGCCUAGCUAGGGGCUAAAGUCCACAUGCAUGGUGUCAUCUGAUUGGACAUCAGCCACAUCCCACAUGUAAGGAGUCGUCUUAUUGGUCAUCAGCCACGUCCCACAUGUAAGGAGUCAUCUUAUUGGUCAUCAGCCACAUCCCACAUGUAAGGAGUCAUCUUAUUGGACAUCAGCAUGGCUCUAAAGUGCGACCAUAUGCUCCUAGGUAUUUUGUUGUGCGACCUGACAUUUUUUAUGUUGGGAGCACUGUGCGACCAGGAAAUAAAUCACCCAGAUGAUAAUAGUUGGAAUUUUAAUUUUUUAAAUUUUUUCCUUUAUUUAACUAGGCAAGUCAGUUAAGAACAAAUUCUUAUUUAAAAUGACAGCCUACACCGGCCAAACCCGGCCGACGCUGGGGCAAUUGUGCGCCGCCCUUUGGGACUCCCAAUCACGGCCGGUUGUGAUACAGCCUGGAAUCGAACCAGGGGGUCUGUAGUGACUCCUCAAGCACUGAGAUGCAGUGCCUUAGACCACUGCGCCACUCGGGAGCCCGAAUGAAUGAUGGGCUUCACUGGGCUGUUGUUUCAGGAGGAAAAAGCGAGUGCAGAUUCAUUCAAUCUUAAGCCUACAUGUAAAGAAUAUUAAAGAAUGCAUCAGUGAUUUGUAUUUCUUGCAAAUUUCUGAUGAAGUAAUGGCAUGGGAACGCCUGUGUCCGUCACUUUGUGUAGCCAGUUUAGCGAAACAUUUCUAAUCCCAUAAAACUUUCCAAACUAUCUGGCAUAAUGAUAUCAAAUCAAAUUUGAUUUGUCACAUGUGUCGAAUACGAUGUGAAAUGCUUACUUACAAGCCCUUAACCAACAACGCAGUUCAAGAAAUAGAGUUAAGAUAAUAUUUACUAAAUCAAAUAAAGUAAAAAAAUCAAAUAAAAAGUAAGACAAUAAAGUAACAAUAACGAUACAGGGGGUACCGGUACCGAGUCAAUGUGCUGGGUGGGUUCGAUUCCCAUGGGGGGCCAGUAUAAAAAAAAAUAUGUAUUCACUAACUGUAAGUCGCUCUGGAUAAGAGUGUCUGCUAAAUGACUAAAAUGUAAAAAAUGGGUACAGGUUAGAUAUGAUAUCAUGAUGAUUUGUAUCAAUUGGGUGGUAUUUUGUUUUGCAAACCUUGCUAUUGCGCAUGCAGAACAGAAACACUGCCAGCCAAACACCAGUCUUGAAUGGAAUUAAAGGGCAACUAUACCCUGCAAAAUAUAUAUUUUUUUAUUUUCUUCCCCAGACCUCAAAAGUGGUUUCCUGAUGUGGUUUGAGCGUAGUUAUGGACUUAGAACAUCCAAUUUGUGAUUUUGGGAAAGAAAACUGGGUGAAAUCUGAAACCUGGAAAAACAGAUUGUUGUUUUUGGUGGUGUUACUAUAAAUAUGUAUUGGCUGGUACGAAUUCUGAGUGGCUAGUAGAUAUUUUAAUUUAGCCGCCACAGUGGCGGGUGGAUCAAAAAGUUAAGUUUUUAUGGCCUGUUCAUAAACCAUGUCGCCGGUCGUUCCAAAACCACUCACAGGAAUUUGUUUACACCUUGUUAAGUCAUGUUACCUCAUUAGCUAGCUAGCUAGCUAACAACAUGGUUACUUUUGGGGGUACAGAGAGAAAGGAAAAGGGAUAGCUUCUUUAGAAGAUCAACGUUCAAGAUCAACGUUCAAUGACUCAUCUCUUGGCUCAUAGUCACUCACAGACGUGAUGCUCUUAAAGAGACAGUGUAGAAUUGUCAAUGUAAAUCGUCUCAACAGGUAGUGCUAUUACUCAAUGUAGAAACCUCAUACUCCACAAAUUACUUUGUAAUUUCAAUGACAGGUUUUUGUAUCAACGUUUUAGCUUUUUACAGGGUUAAAUAUUAGUUUCUAGAGCUCAACAUGUGCUUUAAAAGUAGCUAGAAUUCAUAUAGGCCCAAUAUGCUAUAUCUCAAUCAAUUAAAACAAAAUAUAUCUUAUGGCGCUCCUAGAUUUUUAUGUUGUGCUCCUAACUUUUUGAAGUUGGGAGCACCAGUGCUACCAAUUUUGUAUUUAUUUAUUUAGAGCUCUGGACAUCAGCCAGUAGCCACGCUAUCUUACCUGCAGUCAUCAGAAUACUGCACUGGGAAUCCAGGAUCCUCUCACACAGAGACUCAGAGGAGAAGCCUGCAAACUGAACCCACACACACACCACAGCAGGUCAGCUCUGUGAGGUUGUAUAACAGCGCGAGAAGCCAACAUCUAUUGGAGUCGUUUAACAGAACACAUUGUGACUGAUUGCUAUUGCUGAAUCAACAUUUGUUCAAUAUAUAAAAUAGGUAUUUGAUGUUAGCGUUAGCCUGGUCCCCUGAUCUGCUUUAGCCAAGGCUCACAGUUUCAACAUGUACUGUAGGCCUGCUCCUUUUCAAAUCAAAUCUAAUUUUAUUGGCCACAUGCGCCGAAUACAACAGGUGUAGACAUUACAGUGAAAUGCUUUACUUACAAGCCCUUAACCAACAAUGCAUUUAUUUAUUUUAAUAAAAAAGUAAAGUAAAACAACAAAAAAGUUUUGAGAAAAAAAGAGCAGAAGUAAAAUAAAAUAACAGUAGGGAGGCUAUAUAUACAGGGGGGUACCGGUGCAGAGUCAAUGUGCGGGGGCACCGGCUAGUUGAGAUAAUUGAAGUAAUAUGUACAUGUGGGUAGAGUUAAAGUGACUAUGCAUAAAUAAUUAACAGAGUAGCAGCAGCGUAAAAGGAUGGGGUGGGGGGGGGGGGCAGUGCAAAUAGUCCGGGUAGCCAUGAUUAGCUGUUCAGGAGUCUUAUGGCUUGGGGGUAGAAGCUGUUGAGAAGCCUAGAAGAUGGGGUAGGGGUGGGCACUUCUGCAUUAGACACGGCUAAUAGAUCACAGAGACGCAAACUACUCAGUUUAGCAUUUAAAAGUGUCUUCCUACCUCUCAACGUGAUCAUAGCAUUUUAUAUGAAAUAAGUUUAGGAUGUGAUGGACUCUGGACCCCAUUCGUUUUAACAACGCUCAGCAAAAUGGCAUUGAAAAUACAAAAGCACAUCUAACUUUAAAUUUGCCUUGUGUCAAACUAAACGAGAAAUUAUGCUACACCAGAAUAGAAGCGGUGACACUGCAAAAAAACCAAACAAUCAAACACUGCCAACAAUCUCUGUCAUUCUUAUUGAAUGUCCCAUUCAUGAUGCAUGAAACAUUACACAGCUCAUAGAACAAUGAUGCAGCAGGAAUGUGGUCACUUAUAUUUAAGUGGGUCAAAUAUAGCCCUGCAUUCUUUAUAAAAAAAAUUAACCUUGGGACAAACAAGACAUGGGGUAUUUUUAAACUGCAUACGCUAUAACCUCUACUCGAGACGCAAGGUUAUGACUGAAAUAGUGUCUGGGCUCAGCUUGCUGGUGGAAAUUACUAUACAUGUAUGCUAUGAUCCCAAAUCGCAUGCUGACAGUUAUAGUGUGAAUGAGAAGGACCUGGAUUCUCUGUGAGGAACAGCUAUGAGACUGACCCCCCCCGUCCCCCGUCCGCAUCCCAAACGGCACCCUAUUCCCUUCAUAGUGAACCAGAGCCUCUGUAGUAGUGCACUAUGAAGGGAAUGGUGUUCCGUUAGGGACACAGAUGCAGGUGCUAUCCCAACUGGUAUUCACACGCUACUGAACAGCUGAUAACUCUGCAAGGCAAGGUCAGACAGAACCGACAGGGGCAAGUAUGACCCCGUUCUCUCCAGAAGAAACACUAACAUAAGCACUGUACCUUAACGUCAGUCAGUACAGUCAGGUCACAGAAAAUAAAAACUGAAAAUUACAAUAUGGAACAUCUACACACCUUAAGACUGCAUUAGCUAGCUGAGCUAAAGCCUACAGGCAGUAGAUCAGGGAGCUAACACAAGUCUUCAGGUCAAGUCUCAGGCAAGGUUCCUCAUCAUGAGAGCCAGUGGAUGAUCAAACCACCUCCACUAAACUUUAAAGCAGGGAUUGACAUUGAAGUCUGAAAAGGCACUUGACCGUCGGGCAAGUCAGGAGUAUUUUUUGGUUUGCCCGAAGAUUAUGAUCACUGAAAAUGUAAAUGAGCUAUUUACACUCAGAAGGGCCUUUCACCUACACAUAGGGGAGGAAUCGGAAAGAUCACUACUGGAAUUCUUUGUAUUUUGGUUGUUAUCAGUAAAAAAAAACAUCUCAGAGCAGGCUCAACUUGCCUGACUGUCAUAAAUGGUCUGUCUUUCACUUAAACAAUGAGGAGGAACCAUGAUUCACUUAAACAAUGAGGAGGAGGAACCAUGAUUCACUUAAACAAUGAGGAGGAACCAUGAUUCACUUAAACAGUGAGGAGGAACCAUGAUUCACUUAAACAAUGAGGAGGAACCAUGAUUCACUUAAACAGUGAGGAGGAACCAUGAAUAUCAGUUUUAGGCUACUGGAAUUCUUUCCAGUUUGGGUGUUGUCACUAUAAACACCUGCCCAAUGGGAGAGCAGGGCCACUAUAAUCACCUGCCCAAUGAGAGAGCAGGGCCACUAUAAUCACCUGCCCAAUGGGAGAGCAGGGCCACUAUAAUCACCUGCCCAAUGGGAGAGCAGGGCCACUAUAAUCACCUGCCCAAUGGGAGAGCAGGGCCACUAUAAUCACCUGCCCAAUGGGAGAGCAGGGCCACUAUAAUCACCUGCCCAAUGGGAGAGCAGGGCCACUAUAAUCACCUGCCCAAUGGGAGAGCAGGGCCACUAUAAUCACCUGCCCAAUGGGAGAGCAGGGCCACUAUAAUCACCUGCCCAAUGAGAGAGCAGGGCCACUAUAAUCACCUGCCCAAUGGGAGAGCAGGGCCACUAUAAUCACCUGCCCAAUGAGAGAGCAGGGCCACUAUAAUCACCUGCCCAAUGGGAGAGCAGGGCCACUAUAAUCACCUGCCCAAUGAGAGAGCAGGGCCACUAUAAUCACCUGCCCAAUGGGAGAGCAGGGCCACUAUAAUCACCUGCCCAAUGGGAGAGCAGGGCCACUAUAAUCACCUGCCCAAUGGGAGAGCAGGGCCACUAUAAUCACCUGCCCAAUGGGAGAGCAGGGCCACUAUAAUCACCUGCCCAAUGAGAGAGCAGGGCCACUAUAAUCACCUGCCCAAUGGGAGAGCAGGGCCACUAUAAUCACCUGCCCAAUGAGAGAGCAGGGCCACUAUAAUCACCUGCCCAAUGGGAGAGCAGGGCCACUAUAAUCACCUGCCCAAUGAGAGAGCAGGGCCACUAUAAUCACCUGCCCAAUGAGAGAGCAGGGCCACUAUAAUCACCUCCCCAAUGGGAGAGCAGGGCCACUAUAAUCACCUGCCCAAUGAGAGAGCAGGGCCACUAUAAUCACCUGCCCAAUGGGAGAGCAGGGCCACUAUAAUCACCUGCCCAAUGGGAGAGCAGGGCCACUAUAAUCACCUGCCCAAUGGGAGAGCAGGGCCACUAUAAUCACCUGCCCAAUGGGAGAGCAGGGCCACUAUAAUCACCUGCCCAAUGGGAGAGCAGGGCCACUAUAAUCACCUGCCCAAUGGGAGAGCAGGGCCACUAUAAUCACCUGCCCAAUGGGAGAGCAGGGCAAGCUCAACUAGCACGACUGCUCAGUUCACUUGUGUAACGGGAAUAUUUCAGAUGAAGAAAGUUCAUAUUCAGUUUAGGGUGAUUAACACAAUGUUUAGCAUAUAUAUAUAUAUAUAUUUUGCCUUUUUGUAAUACAUAUGAUUUCCAGUGUUGUUUGUAACACUGGUUGAUGGUCACUAGACUAGAGACUAUGUUCUGGAUUAAACUCAUAUCUGUUGAUAGGGAUUGAAGCCAGUCACCGAUUGUUAUUGCAGUCUGUAAAACACUGAGUUUCUACAAGUCUCUCAGGCUGGUUUUUGCAGAACAGUUGUCUGCUGAUUAGGAUAUAAGGGCCUUCUCAGAAAAGGCCAGUUAGACAUUUUCUCUGCUUCUGUGCUGGAGGUGUCUCCCUGUUGCAACUUGGAAUAAACCAGAUUGAUUUAUGAUUGACUUAAUCUGUGACUGGUCUUCUCUUUCGUUCACCUGGAAUUCCUAUUACAACUUUCCCCGGGCAAUAGGGCAACCCUUAAUGUCAAUCCCUGCACUGACCACGAUGGAGUGGACAGCUCCUAUCCUGGCGCAGGCCAGCAUGGUGUAGACCAGCUCAGGUAGAUGGCCACCCUGUCUCCCUUCCUCACUCCUGUAACACACGCCAGAAGACAAAAUGGUAGAGGAUUUAUAUACAGCACCAGUCAAACGUUUGGACACACUCAUUCCAGGGUUUUUCUUAAUUUUUUUUACUAUUUUCAACACUGUAGAAUAAUAGUGAAGACAUCAAAACUAUGAAAUAACACAUAUGGAAUCAUGUAGUAACCAAAAAAGUGUUAAACAAAUGAAAAUAUAUUUGAGAUUUGAGAUUCUUUGCCUUGAUGGCAGCUUUGCACACUCUUGGCAUUUUUUCAACCUGCUUCACCUGGAAUGCUUUUCCAACAAUCUUGAAGGAGUUCCCACAUAUGCUGAGCACUUGUUGGCUGCUUUUCCUUCACUCUGUGGUCCAACUCAUCCCAAACCAUCUCAAUUGGGUUGAGGUCGGGUGAUUGUGGAGGCCAGGUCAUCUGAUGCAACAGGUGUGUUGGGUCAUUGUCCUGUUGAAAAACAAAUGAUAGUCCCACUAAGCCCAAACCAGAUGGGAUGGCGUAUCGCUGCAGAAUGCUGUGGUAGCCAUGCUGGUUAAGUAAAUAAAUCACAGACAGUGUCAACCAGCAAAGCACCCCCACACCAUAACACCUCAUCCUCCAUGCUUUACGGUGGGAAUUACACAUGCGAUUGGAACCCGAAAUCUCCAAUUUGGACUCCAGACCAAAGAACAAAUUUCCACCAGUCUAAUGUCCAUUGCUCGUGUUUCUUGGCCCAAUCAUGUCCCUUCUUCUUAGUAGUGGUUUCUUUGCAGCAAUUCGACCAUGAAGGCCUGAUUCACGCAGUCUCCUCUGAACAGUUGAUGUUGAGAUGUGUCUGUUACUUGAACUCUGUGAAGCAUUUAUUUGGGCUGCAAUUUCUGAGGCUGGUAACUCUAAUGAACUUAUCCUCUGCAGCAGAGGUAACUCUGGGUCUUCCAUUCCUGUGGCGAUCCUCAUGAGAGCCAGUUUCAUCAUAGCGCUUGAUGGUGUUUGCGACUGCACUUGAAUAAACUUUCAAAGUUCUUGAAAUGUUCCGUAUUGACUGACCUUCAUGUCUUAAAGUAAUGAUGGACUGUCGUUUCUCUUUGCUUAUUUGAGCUGUUCUUGCCAUAAUAUGGACUUGGUAUUUUACGAAAUAGGGCUAUCUUCUGUAUACCACCCCUACCUUGUCACAACACAACUGAUUGGCUUAAAUGCAUUAAGAAGGAAAGAAAUUCCACAAAUGAACUUUUAAGAAGGCACACCUGUUGAUUGAAAUGCAUUCCAGGUGACUACCUCAUGAAGCUGGUUGAGAGAAUGCCAAGAGUGUCCAAAGCUGUCAUCAAGGCAAAGGGAGCUAUUUGAAGAAUCUCAAAUAUAAAAAUAUAUUUUGAUUUGUUUAACACUUUUUUGGUUACUACAUGAUUCCAUAUGUGUUAUUUCAUAGUUUUGAUGUCUUCACUAUUAUUCUACAAUGUAGAAAAUAGUAAAAGUAAAGAGAAACCCUUGAAUGAGUAGCUGUGUCCAAACUUUUGAGCGGUAGUGUAUAUAAAUGAUAUACAUAUAUAUAUAUAUAUAUAUAUAUAUAUAUAUAGGUCGCAGUUGUAAAUGAGAACCUGUUCUCAACUGGCUUACCUGGUUAAAUAAAGGUUAAAUAAAUAUAUAUAAAUAUAUAUACACUACCGUUCAAAAGUUUGGGGUCGCUUAGAAAUGUCCUUGUUUUUGAAAGAAAAGCAAAUUUUUGGUCCAUUAAAAUAACAUCAAAUUGAUCAGAAAUACAGUGUAGACAUUGUUAAUGUUCUAAAUGGCUAUUGUAGCUGGAAACGGCAGAUUUUUUAUGGAAUAUCUACAUAGACGUACAGAGGCCCAUUAUCAGCAACCAUCAGUCCUGUGUUCCAAUGGCACGUUGUGUUUGCUAAUCCAAGUUUCUCAUUUUAAAAGGCUAAUUGAUCAUUAGAAAACCCUUUUGCAAUUAUGUUAGCACAGCUGAAAACUGUUGUGCUGAUUAAAGAAGCAAUAAAACUGGCCUUCUUGAGACUAGUUGAGUAUCUGGAGCAUCAGCAAUUGUGGGUUCGAUUACAGGCUCAAAAUGGCCAGAAACAAAGAACUUUGUUCUGAAACUCGUCAGUCUAUUCUUGUUCUGAGAAAUGAAGGCUAUUCCACGCGAGAAAUUGCCAAGAAACUAAAGAUCUCAUACAACGCUGUGUACUACUCCCUUCACAGAACAGCGCAAACUGGCUCUAACCAGAAUAGAAAGAGGAGUGGGAGGCCCCGGUGCACAACUGAGCAAGAGGACAAAUACAUUAGAGUGUCUAAUAUACAGUGAAGAGGCGAUUCCGGGAUGCUGACCUUCUAGGCAGAGUUGCAAAGAAAAAGUCAUAUCUCAGACUGGCCAAUAAAAAGAAAAGAUUAAGAUGGGCAGUCUGAGAUAUGGCUUUUUCUUUGCAACUCUGCCUAGAAGGUCAGCAUCCCGGGGUCGCCUCUUCACUGUUGACGUUGAGACUGGUGUUUUGCGGGUACUAUUUAAUGAAGCUGCCAGUUGAGGACCUGUGAGGCGCCUGUUUCUCAUAUAGCCAUUUACACCAUGAACAAUGUCUACACGGUAUUUCUGAUCAAUUUAAUGUUAUUUUAAUGGACAAAAAAAUAGCUUUUCUUUCAAAAACAAGGACAUUUCUAAGUGACCCCAAACUUUUGAACCGUAGUGUAUAUAUAAGGUAUUUAGCUGUAUAUGAUCACAUUAAGUUAAAGGGCAAUGUUGUGCUGGUGCUGGUUGUGACAGGGAAGCUGAGUAUUUAAAACAUGUCAAAAGAAAAAGGUGGCACCAUUAUGAAUGUUAUUCAGAGUAGUAGUAAAUUGGGGAAAGUGGAAGCUAGCAACACUGAGGCGUACCGCCUUACCCAUCUGCUUUAGAACGUUGGAACACCUGCACACCAUGUCUCAGCAGCUGGCUGUAGGUGAUGGCCACGUGGUGAUCCGGUGAGUUCCCCUCCCUGGAGAACAGACAUUAAACAUCAAGCCUUUUAUCAUCCGAGUCAACAACAGGGUGGCAGGUAGCUUAGUGGGUAAGAGUGUUGUGCCAGUAACCGAAAGGUCGCUGGUUCUAAUCCACGAGCCGACUAGGUGAAAAAUCUGUCGAUGUGCCCUUAAGCAAGGCACUUAACCCUAAUUGCUCAUGUAAGUCGCUCUGGAUAAGAGCGUCUGCUAAAUGACUAAAAUGUAAAAUGUAAAUGUAUGUGGUCAUUCAUCAAAGUUGGCUACGGCUGAAAAGGAACCCUAUAUUGUGCCAUUUGGGACUAACCUUCAAGUGCCAUUACGUUCAAAUCCAGACAUUGUUUUUUAUUAAACUUUCCAAUGAUUUAACCGAUUUCCCCUCAGCCCUCACCCACUUACACCCUGUUGCGUUAUGUUAAAACACAACUUCUGUCAUUUCAAUCCAAAAUGUAGCAAAACAUCCUGUGGUUUCCUCAGAUAGAUCGAUAGAUAGAUAGGAUGUUCCUUUAGCAGCUCGUUCGGUCUAUAUUAGGUUUGAUUGCCUGUCAGAUGCUUUUUUGGUUAUGCAGCACACUGUUGCACAAGUCUGUCUCAACUCCCAAGCCACCCAGUCACCAUGACAGUCUGCCUGGAUAAAGCUUGGAUCUGACCCCACCUGUUGUACCGCCGUUAAUCUGAUCAGCCAGUUAGUGGAUGCAAUGCGCACGACGAAGAGACGUGGCUGACUCCAUUACCUAGUAUGGCAUUAAUAACUGUAAUAGCAAUUUUGAAUAUCAUAAUAUAAUAUAAUAAUAUUAUGCCAUUUAGCAGACGCUUUUAUCCAAAGCGACUUACAGUCAUGUGUGCAUACAUUUUUACGUAUGGGUGGUCCCGGGGAUCGAACCCACUACCCUGGCGUUACAAGCGCCAUGCUCUACCAAUUGAGCUACAGAGAACCACAUCAUAACUUCAAUAUCGUAGAUAUCCAGAUAAUGCAGCGAUCAAGAGCAGACCAAUGACUGUGAGCAGGCCAGGCAGACUAGGCCUCCGUCUGGCUGCAUGCUGAAGAGACAGAUAUUACCGUCUCAGGCAUUCACAAAACCUUACAGUUACAGCUAACCUUACAGAAUAUUACAGCUCUCUGGAUAACGCAAUGAUUGAGAACAGGCCAGUGACAGUAUCAAGGCAGUGUCUCAUUCCCUUAACAAGAGUCGCACCUGGCAGUGUUGUAAUAAUAAUAAUAAUAAUAAUAAUAUGCCAUUUAGCAGACGUUUUUAUCCAAAGCGACUUACAGUCAUGUGCGCAUACAUUUUUACGUACGGGUGGUCCCGGGGAUCGAACCCACUACCCUUGUAACGCCAGUGGUCUGAUGACAGGCUGGUGACCAGACAUACAUUUUACAUUUACAUUUUAGUCAUGGAGCAAUUAGGGUUAAGUGCCUUGCUCAAGGGCACAGACAGAUUUUUUUUCCCCUAGUCGGCUUGGGGAUUAGAACCAGCGACCUUUCGGUUACUGGCACAACGCUCUUAACCACUAAGCUACCUGCCGCAUAGUGUGUCUAAUCUAAGACCUGCAGGUAUGACAAUCUCAUCAUAACUCACACAGCCAUAUUCUGGCGUUACUAUGUCAUUGCAUGUGAGUGAUUUCCAAGAAUUACACAAUUUCUUCUAUCACAUGUGAAACCCCUUGUCGAUGGGUAAUGUGAAAGCUCUACCCAGAUAAAGGGUGGAUGCUGUUGCUACUAUGUCAUCUAAUGUGUCACUCAUCAUUAUUCACGAUUCAUUCAGGACUAUCCAUAAUCAUGGUAGCAUCCACAUUAAUGUAGAAGUGUUUAGAAACAUAUUAUAUUCUGAUUUACAAUAGAAAAGUGACAAUACGUUAUUUACCAUUCAUUUCUAUUGGGCACAAAAUAAUCUGAAACACAACCAAAACAAACAGCAAAUGCAUUUAACAAGUUUGUAGAGUCACAAGCUUGAUGUAAUUAUUGCGCGUUUUUUGUGUGUGUUUUUUGUCAUUUAGCAGACGCUCUUAUCCAGAGCGACUUACAGGAGCAAUUAGGGUUAAGUGCCUUGCUCAAGAACACGUCAACAGAUUUUUCACCUAGUCAGCUCGGGGAUUAGAACCAGCGACCUUUCGGUUACUGGCACAACGCUCUUAACCACUAAGCUACGUCCCGCGUGUGUGAUGAGGUGUGAAUGACGGAGUCAGGCACAGGAGGUAAAACACCGAAAUCCAGAGUUUAUUCAGUGUACAUGAAUAAAGCGCAGCAAGCGUCAAAACGAAACUAGCACAAGGGAAAAUCCACCUUGGCUACAUACAUGGAAAGAGUAGCUCAACCGAGUUACUCACUCUCACAAUGAACAAUCACUCUCAAAGGACAAGGGAACACAUAUACACAGACUAAUGAGGGAAUGAGUACCAGGUGUGUGUGAUUGACAAGACAAGACAAGACUAGUGGAGUGAUGAUAAAUGGAGCGGCAGUGGUUAGUAAGCCGGUGACGACGAACGCCGAAACCUGCCCGAGCAAGGAGGGGCAACCUCGGCUGAAUUCGUGACAGCGCGCUAGGAAUAUGGGACUUUUGGUCCCCUAAAAUGGGGAGACUAUGUACAAAAAGUGCUGUAAUUGCUAAACGAUGAAACUACCCUCAAAUUAAAGUCUGCACUUUAACCUCGUAGUCAUUUUAUCAUUUCAAAUCCAAAGUGCUGGAGUACAGAGCCAAAACAACAACAAAAAUGUUCCUGUCCCAAUACUGUUGGAGCUGGAUGUGUCAGUCGAUCUAGUGUUGUGUACAGUUAAAACACCUUAUCUCUUGACUCUGAAACCCUCAAGGUGUUGGGUGCUAGUUUCCCGUUGGUCUCAGUAUACAUGACCCUAAACCCCCCCCCCCCCAUCUGAGCCCUGGCUCUCUGAGAAACAGGUAUUUCUUGUCUGAGAAGUUCAAUCUUCACACUUUGACAAAGUACAUUUUUGCUCAUGUAUGAAAUGAAAAAGCUCAAAAUCGUCUACAGUAGACCCAUUCAGUACACACAUAGCAAGCUAGGGUGUUGCUGUAGAAACGGAUUAGACAGUGGUACUGUGCUGUCUAGAGGACUUGCUCUCCCGUACUGGGGGGCGCACCGGGGGGGACGUGGAUGCUUCAAAUAGCUAUGCUACAAACAGUGCCUCAAAUACAGGCUGCAUUAUUUUUCACUGACUUUACUGUUUUAUUCUAAACAAGUCAGAAAGAGUCAAAUGCAACUUGUGGUCUUUUCUUACCAGUAGAAUGCCACUUCGUUCACCACGAUUCUUAUCCUUCACGUUCCUGUCCAGGACGUCGUAACACAUGUUGGUUUUGGCCCCCUCCAUGCAUCUGACAUAAAUAUUCCCUUUGGUUACAUCAAAGUUAUACUGCAGAAUGUGUCCCCGUCGGAGGCUUCUUCCAAUAGAAGUCACUAGCAACCUCUUUCCAGAAUACUGGCAAGAAUACAGCAAGAAAAAAAGGACAUACAUUAACAUUUACAUUUUUAGUCAUUUAGCAGACGCUCUUCUCCAGAGCGACUUACAGUUAGUGAGUGCAUACAUUAUCAUACAAACGUUGUUUAGAGACAGACAGACAGACCGACAGACAGACAGACAGACAGACCGACAGACAGACAGACAGACAGACAGACAGACAGACAGACACACACACAAUUAAUAUAAUAAUAUAUUGCAUGAGUCAUGAGCACAGGACAUACCAACACAAAGCUUCAGUUAUUCUGCAAGCAACAAGCACACAUGCCACAAGGCCUUCGUAACCUACCUUCCGGCUCCUCAAUAGACUUCCUGUAAAGUUCCAGAUAACAGUUGAAGUCAGGCACAUGAGCGUCCUUCUGCAAACCCUCUGGAGGAUGGUAAAUAUUGUCCUCUAUGUGUUGAGAGCCAGGGACCACCAUUGUUGCUUGACUGGAGAGAAAGAGAGAAAUAGGUAAAUCCACUGAUCUGAUCUGUCUACCAUCCAAGGCUAGAAGAGGGGGACUAGAGGUGAUGCCGGACACAGACAGCUGCAGAAAGCUUCAGGCAUUGGAGCGGUACAUUGUGCCUAUGCUCUGGCCACACCCCUAAUCCCAGAUUUGGUGUCCCUUCCGCAGCCUGCUUGGUGCCAAGGGAGCCAAUCAAAACGCUCAACAUGGCACUCCCACCUUUUUCAUUGGCUGUUGAUCACAUUAUUUUCAGAGAUAUUCUGUAUGAGGGGGAAUGCAUCGGUAGGCUGGGUGAAUGCUGGAAGAACAGCUACAACCGGCAGUUACUUUUCGUAGCAGGUUAGGAGAGUAUUUUAGCUAACCCUAACCUUAACCUAAGUCUCCUAACCUGCCACGUUAAUUCUCCUAACCUGCUAUGAAAACGUAACUUCCGGUCGUAGGUGUACUUCCUUUAGUCAGAACCAUGAAUGCUAGGCUGAGCGACAGAUGGACCGGCAGGCAGGGAGUCAGACAGAAUGACAGACAGGCAGGCAGUCAGACAGUACAGACAGACAGAGAGACAGUACAGACAAAGAGACAGUACAGACAGAGAGACAGUACAGACAGUCCAGACAGACAGACAGUACAGACAGUACAGUCAGACAGUACAGACAGAGAGACAGUCCAGACAGACAGACAGUACAGACAGUACAGUCAGACAGUACAGACAGUACAGACAGAGAGACAGUACAGACAGAGAGACAGUACAGACAGUCCAGACAGACAGACAGUACAGACAGUACAGUCAGACAGUACAGACAGAGAGACAGUACAGACAGUACAGUCAGACAGUACAGACAGAGAGACAGACAGUACGACAGUCAGACAGUACAGACAGUACGACAGUCAGACAGCACAGACAGACAGUCCGACAGUACAGAGAGACAGUCAGACAGAGUGACAGUUAGUCAUUAAAGAUUACUAUGGAAUGCCGUUUUAACAUACAGUCCCAGUCAAAGGUUUGGACACACCUACUCAUUCAAGGGUUUUGCUUUAUUUUUACUAUUUUCUACAUUGUAGAAUAAUAGUGAAGACAUCAAAACUAUGAAAUAACACAAUGAAGUGUUAAACAAAUCAAAAUAUAUUUUAUAUUUGAGAUUCUUCAAAGUAGCCACCCUUUGCCUUGAUGAAAGCUUUGCACACUCUUGGCAUUCUCUCAACCAGCUUCAUCAGGAAUGCUUUUCCAACAGUCUUGAAGGAGUUCCCACACAUGCUGAGCACUUGUUGGCUGCUUUUCCUUCACUCUGCGGUCCAACUCAUCCCAAAAUCUCAAUUGGGUUGGGUUGAGGUCGGGUGAUUGUGGAGGCCAGGUUAUCUGAUGCAGCACUCCAUCACUCUCCUUCUUGGUCAAAUAGCCCUUACACAGCCUGGAGGUGUGUUGGGUCAUUGUCCUGUUGAAAAACAAAUGAUAGUCCCACUAAGCCCUAACCAGAUGGGAUGGCGUAUCGCUGCAGAAUGCUGUGGUAGCCAUGCUGGUUAAGUGUGCCUUGAAUUCUAAAUAAAUCACAGACAGUAUCACCAGCAAAGCACCCCCACACCAUCACACCUCCUCCUCCAUGCUUCCCCGUGGGAACCACACAUGCGCAGAUCAUCCGUUCACCUACUCUGCGUCUCACAAAGACACGGCGGUUGGAACCAAAAAUCUCAAAUUUGGACUUAUCAGACCAAAGGACAGAUUUCUUGGCCCAAGCAAGUCUCUUCUUCUUAUUGGUGUCCUUUAGUAGUGGUUUCUUUGCAGCAAUUCGACCAUGAAGGCCUGAUUCACACAGUUUCCUCUGAACAGUUGAUGUUGAGAUGUGUCUGUUACUUGAACUCUGUGAAGCAUUUAUUUGGACUGCAAUUUCUGAGGUGCAGUUAACUCUAAUGAACUUAUCCUCUGCAGCAGAGGUAACUCUGGGUCUUCCUUUCCUGUGGCGGUCCUCCUGAGAGCCAGUUUCAUCAUAGCGCUUGAUGGUUUUUGCGACUGCACUUGAAGAAACUUUCAAAGUUCUUGAAAUGUUCCGGAUUGACUGACCUUCAUGUCUUAAAGUAAUGAUGGACUGUCGUUUCUCUUUGCUUAUUUGAGCUGUUCUUGCCAUAAUAUGGACUUGGUCAUUUACCAAAUAGGGCUAUCUUCUGUAUACCACCCCUACCUUGUCACAACACAAAGGAUUGGCUCAAAUGCAUUAAGAAGGAAAUACAUUCCACAAAUUAACUUUUAACAAGGCUCACCUGUUAAUUGAAAUGCAUUCCAGGUGACUACCUCAUGAGGCUGAUUGAGAUAAUGCCAAGAGUGUGCAAAGCUGUCACCAAGGAAAGGGUGGCUACUUUGAAGAAUCUCAAAUAUAAAAUAUAUUUUGAUUUGUUUAACGCUUUUUUGGUCACUACAUGAUUCCAUAUGUGUUAUUUCAUAGUUUUGAUGUCUUCACUAUUAUUCUACAAUGUAGAAAAUAGUAAAAAUAAAAGAAUCCUCUCAGGAUCCCUCACCCUUGACCCUUGACCCUUGACCCAUCCCUCUCUACUUUCUCCACUGCCUCAACGACACCUUCUGCACUGCUCUGACUCUGGCCACCUCAACCUGCCUCUCUCGCACCGGACACUUCCAAUCCCCAGCAACAUGGGCACCCCUACAGUUGACACACACAACUUUAUCCACCGAAACUACACAAUCCUCUAUCCCAUGCCCUCCUGCACACUUCCCACAUCUUGGAAUCUCCCUCCUACAAACUGCUGCAACAUGACCAUAAACUUUGCACCUGAAACACCGGCAAUGGAUUCGGCACAAAAGCUCUAACAGGAUAACUGAUAUAUCCUAACUUGACUUUGUCAGGUAAUGACUCUGACUCAAAAUGCAAAAGGACUGACAGUGACUCCUCUGUUUCACCACGCUCACCACCAGGUCUGCCUCGCACCAAACAGCGGGCAUCACAAACACCAGGAAUCUACAACUUCAAUUGGUCCACCUCAACACUUAACGCUACCCCUGAAAUCCCUCCUUUCAAUGGCGCCCUAUUCCUAAGUGCAAACCAAGAAAGUUGAGUGACAAGGAGCGCCCGCUCCUCUGGUCAGAAGAAACACAAACAAAUAUCACAAAUCCAAUACAGGUUACCUUCCCUGAUUCAACUGCACCCAACUCCUUUCCCACCCACCAUGAAACAACAAAUGGAUCCCCCAAAAGGCAAGGAUCCACUUUCUCCAAAAAUGUCACUCCUACUGGACCAGAUUCUUCUUUAUCAUGUCCAUUGAUGCCAGGCUCGGGCUCCGAGCUCUUCACCACACCUUCCACCUCACUUAACUCACCCUCAUCCACUUCCAUUUCACCUCCAGAACUCGGUCUGGCGCAUGGAUCAAUCUGCACUAGACACCAAUCUUCUUCGACAUCCCAUCUCCAUUUUUCAUCUCCAUAUUCCUCAAAUUAGACUUCAACCGCUUUCCUCAUUCUCUUGGACCUCUUCUUCCUCCUCAGAAACCAGAAACCUUUCUGUGUCCCUGUCCCAAUAUUCCUGUUCGCCCAACAUCGCUUCCUCAUAACCAGUUUCUCCUUCCUUCGCCAUUGCUCAACUUCGAAGUUCAUCAGUGGCGUGUAUUCAUGGAUGCCAAAGGAAGCCCUUUCCUAAAUUAGCCAUGGAUGGAGAUAGGGAUUUGGACUUGUGGUUUAACUUAAUUCUCCGUACUGGCCAAUGAUUAUAACGGUGAUUCUGAUCCAACCAUUAAUUCAUACAUUGUUGUGCCCCUGACCUGAGAGGAUGGAAGUUCAAUAUGUAGCUAGAUGUAGAAGUUAUGCUAAUGUUAACUAGCUAACGUUGCCCAUGAAUGGAAGUUAGGCUAGUGAGGAAGCAUUUUAGCCAGGUAGCCUAGGACAACAAAAAAUAACAGCGUGUACUUUAUGACAGAGUGAUAGACCGUUUCAUCAACAUGAAAGAGAGGAGGAUGGCGUUGGCGUUUCUCUGCAAGUAGGGUGAGUCAACAUGUUUCUUCUACUUGCAUGAACGCACACACACAGAAAUCAGAACCAUGAUUUUCCCAUGAUGUCAAGCAAAGAGGCACUGAUUUUGAAGGUAGGCCUUGAAAUACAUCCAGAGGUACACCUCCAAUUGACUCAAAUGAUGUCAAUUAGCCUUAUCAGAAGCUUCUAAAGCCAUGACAUCAUUUUCUGGAAUCCUUGGAAGCGAUUUCCAAAUGCCUGAAGGUACCACGUUCAUCUGCACAAACAAUAGUAUGCAUGUAUAAACACCAUGGGACCACGCAGCCGUCAUACCGCCCAGGAAGGAGACACGUUCUGUCUCCUAGAGAUGAACGUACUUUGGUGCGAAAAGUGCAAAUCAAUCCCAGAACAACAGCAAAGGACCUUGUGAAGAUGCUGGAAACAGGUACAAAAGUAUCUAUAUCCACAGUAAAACGAGUCCUAUAUCGACAUAACCUGAAAGGCCGGUCAGGAAGGAAGAAGCCACUGCUCCAAAACCGCCAUAAAAAAGCCAGACUACGGUUUGCAACCACAUGGGGACAAAGAUCGUACUUUUUGGAGAAAGGUCCUCUGGUCUGAUGAAACAAAAAUAGAACUGUUUGACCAUAAUGACCAUCGUUAUGUUUGGAGGAAAAAGGGGAAUGCUUGCAAGCCGAAGAACACCACCCCAACCGUGAAGCACGGGAGUGGCAGCAUCAUGCUGUGGGGGUGCUUUUCUGCAGGAGGGACUGGUGCACUUCACAAAAUAGAUUGCAUAAUGAGGAAGGAAAAUGAUGUGGAUAUAUUGAAGCAACAUCUCAAGACAUCAGUCAGGAAGUUAAAGCUUGGUCGCAAAUGGGUCUUCCAAAUGGACAAUCACCCCAAGCAUACUUCCAAAGUUGUGGCAAAAUGGCUUAAGGACAACAAAGUCAAGGAAUUGGAGUGGCCAUCACAAAACCCUGACCUCAAUCCUAUAGAAAAUGUGUGGGCAGAACUGAAAAAGCGUGUGUGAGCAAGGAGGCCUUCAAACCUGACUCAGUUACACCAGCUCUGUCAGGAGGAAUGGGCCAAAAUUCACCCAACUUAUUGUGGGAAGCUUGUGGAAGGCUACCCGAAACGUUUGACCCAAGUUAAACAAUUGAAAGGCAAUGCUACCAAAUGCUAAUUGAGUGUAUGUAAACUUCUGACCCACUGGGAAUGUGAUGAAAUAAAUAAAAGCUUAAAUAAAUCAUUCUCUCUACUAUUAUUCUGACAUUUCACAUUCUUAAAAUAAAGUGGUGAUCCUAACUGACCUAAGACAGGGAAUUUUUACUAGGAUUAAAUGUCAGGAAUUAUGAAAAACUGAGUUUAAAUGUAUUUGGGUAAGAUGUAAACUUCCGACUUCAACUGUAUAUCACGGUCUCGAGGCAUAUGAACGAACAGGUUAUAGAGCAAACAACACAAUUAUCACAACACAUAGGUUAUCAUAUGGCUUUUUUUUCUGGCUUCCCCAGUGAUUUUACCCACGCACCGCUACUGAAGUUCAUACAAAGUUGCCGGAUUACAGCUCCACCUUGCUGACUUCUAGACCUGCUAUCACGUUGUCGAUCCAGCUCCGCGUUCCUUUUCCCAGCGUCGUUCUCCCUCUUCCAAACAGCUCUCCUGUGUCCUGCUCCCAGAGAUCAACCAAGUGCUAUUCACCUGAGGAGAACCAUCCUACUGCAGCAUGAACUAUCCGUCACUAUUUAGACAUUGGGGGCAUUCGGAAAGUAUUCAGACCCCUUUAAUGUUUCCACAUUUUGUUACGUUACAGCCUCAUUUCAAAAAUGUAUUACAUUGAUGAGGAAAAAAACUAUAAUCUACACCCCAGACCCCAUAAUAACAAAGCAAAAACAGGUUUUUAUACAUUUUUGCAAAUGUAUUAAAAAUAAAAAACGGACAUAUCACGUUUACGUAAGUAUUCAGACCCUUUACUCAGUACUUUGUUGAAGCACCUUUGGCAGCGAUUACAGCCUCGUCUUCUUGGGUAUGACUCUACAAGCUUGGCACAGCUGUAUUUGGGGAGUUUCUCCCAUUCUUCUCUGCAGAUCCUCUCAAGCUCUGUCAGGUUGGAUGGGGAGCGUCGCUGCACAGCUAUUUUCAGGUCUCUCCAGAGAUGUUCGAUCAGGUUCAAGUCCGAGCUCUGGCUGGGCCACUCAAGGACAUUCAGAGACUUGUCCCGAAGCCACUCCUGCGUUGUCUUGGCUGUGUGCUUAGGGUCGUUGUCCUGUUGGAAGCUGAACCUUCGCCCAGGACUGAGUGCUCUGGAGCAGGUUUUCAUCAAGGAUCUCUCUGUACUUUGCUACGUUCAUCUUUUCCUUGAUUCUGACUAGUCUCCAAGUCCAUGCCGCUGAAAAACAUCCCCACAGCAUGAUGCUGCCACCACCAUGCUUCACCGUAGGGAUGGUGCCAGGUUUCCUCCAGACGUGACGCUUGGCAUUCAGGCCAAAGAGUUCAAUCUUGGUUUCAUCAAACCAGAGAAUCUUGUUUCUCAUGGUCUAAGAGUCUUUAAGUGCCUUUUGGCAAACUCUAAGUGGGCUGUCAUGGGCCUUUUACUGAGGAGUGGCUUCCGUCUGGCCACUCUACCAUAAAGGCCUGUUCUUGGGGACCUUCAAUGCUGCAGAAAUUUUUUGGUACCCUUCCCCAGAUCUGUGCCUCGACACAAUCAUGUCUCAGAGCUAUACGGACAAUUCCUUCGACCUCAUGGCUUGGUUUUUGCUCUGACAUGCUCUGUCAACUGUGGGACCUUAUAUAGACAAGUGUGUGCCUUUCCAAAUCAUGUCCAAUCAAUUGAAUUUACCACAGGUGGACUCCAAUCAAGUUGUAGAAACAUCUCAAGGAUGAUCAAUGGAAACAGGAUGCACCUGAGCUCAAUUUCGAGUCUCAUAGCAAAGGGUCUGAAUACUUAUGUAAAUAAGGUAUCUGUUUUUUAUUUUUUAUCAAUUUGCAAAAAAUUCUAAAAACCUGUUUUCACUUCGUCAUUAUGGGGUAUUGUGUGUAAAUUGCUGAGGAAAAAAAUUAUAUUUAAUCCAUUUUAGAAUAAGGCUGUAACGUAACAAAAUGUGGAAAAAGUCAAGGGGUCUGAAUACUUUCCGAAGGCACUGUAUGCAUUUGCCUGUUGUCUUUUCGCUGUGGGUUUAGAGUUGAAGAACACCCACUACCGAUACACGUGCUUGUUUGAGCAUCUCGAGGACUAAAUUCAAUGUAGAAUCGGUUCAACAGGUGAUUAUUUUACUAUUGUAAGAUGCAGUGAGGAGAAUUCUAUUGUCCCCGUCAGGAGCUCAGGCUUUUGCCACAGAUGGUAGAGUUCUAGAACCACCCAAGCUUUAGAUUACAUUCUGCACUUGUAACUAACUCUACAUUGGUCAGUUACAUUGGUGACCAGGGUGGGAUCCUUUUCGAUACGCCUAUGGGGUCUGGGCACACAAAUGCUCCUAGAAAGAAGGGGGGAAUACUGAAGCAUGCGUUGAUGACAGUUCUACAGUCUCCAUCAGAGGCCCAGGCUUUUGGCAUAGAUGGUAAAGCUCUCAUAUAUGGACUGCAACAUUGUAAAGAUUGUGCCCUCCACAGCACUUGAUAUACAUUGAUUGGUAGGUUACACUAUAUUUAGAUACUUCACAUACUGCCCGAGACACCUUUGCUAUUUUGUCUCCCUACACAAUAAAUGGUGAAACACUAUUUGUUUUAAUGCAUGAAACUUACAUUAUGGAAAAACGUCUCACACUCAGUCAUAGUUAGUAGAAUAAUUAAUGAAUUUGGCAUCAUCAACUUUUAGAAGAUUAGUAGGAAAGUUCAUCAUUUAAACCACCUAAAUAUACUCACAUUCACUGAACAUUUAGUAUUUGAAAAUAGCCUCCAACACUCAGCAAAUUGGAUGUAGUCUAUCACAGUGCCAUUCGUUUUGUCACCAAAGCCCCAUAUACUAACCACCACUGUGACCUGUACGCUCUUGUUGGCUGGUCCUCACUACAUAUUCGUCACCAAACCCACUGGCUCCAGGCCAUCUAUAAAUCACUGCUAGGCAAAUCCCUGCCUUAUCUUAGCUCAUUGGUCACCAUAGCAACACCCACCCGUAGUAUGCGCUCCAGCAGGUAUAUCUCACUGGUCAUCCCCAAAGCCAACACCUCCUUUGGCCGCCAUUCCUUCCAGUUCUCUGCUGCCAAUGACUGGAACGAACUGCAAAAAUCUCUGAAGCUGGAGACUCUUAUCUCCCUCACUAACUUUAAGCAUCAGUUGUCAGAGCACCUUACCGAUCACUGCACCUGUACACAGCCCAUCUGAAAUUAGCCCACCCAACUACCUCAUCCCCAUAUUGUUAUUUAUUUCGCUAAUUUGCACAUCAUCUUUUGCACAUCUAUCAUUCCAGUGUUAAUACGAAAUUGUAACUAUUUUGCACUAUGGGCUAUUCAUUGCCUUACCUCCAUAAUUUACUACAUUCGCACACACUGUAUAUAUAUCUUCUGUUGUAUUUUUGACUUUAUGUUUUGUUUUACCCCAUAUGUAACUCUGUGUUGUUGUUUUUAUCGCACUGCUUUGCUUUAUCUUGGCCAGGUCGCAGUUGGAAAUGAGAACUUGUUCUCAACUGGCUUACCUGGUUAAAUAAAGGUGAAAUAAAAAAUAAUUUAAAAAAAUGGUCAACGGAAUUACCUCUUCAUACGAUCAAGACAAUUCGUUUUGCAUGCUGCAUAUUUCAAGUGCACUCGAAAACAGAUAUGUAUCUUAUUUCAGUCUUUGGGAGCUAGCUAUAGCUGUGCAUCUUCAUUAGACAGCAGCUCACGUUUUCAAAAUAGGUUGUUGUCCACAUCGUAGAUAGAAGCAGGCCAUUGGCUGCCUUCAUCACUAGGGGUAUGUACGGGAGUUCUGAUUGGUUCCAAGUUUAGCAGUUCAGCAAAUUUGCCUGAGCAGACAGUGUUGAAAUAUACUUUUUUAUGAGAAAAUGUGCACGAAUUGAAGGUGUCAACAAAUGUUACAGUCAUCAUAAGAAUAUUUUACUGUCAUAUACAAACAUUCAGCUCCUCCCUCGACGGAGAUCGAUCAAUUUCAGGUUUUUCGGCUUCGGCCCACCUCCGUCCUAUAUGUUCAAACGGCUUUCCAUAUGAUUAAACACCUGGGGUUACGCCAAUUCUGUUGCAAAACGUUUCUUUAACCGAAACAAACGGAAUGGAACGGGGAGGGGCUCAACUGAAUUUGUCCAAUAGAAACUCUUGUUUUAACUGUUUGCCAUGACCAACCACUGCCUUAUGUCACCAGCUUUUACGACACUCAUAUUGCUGAACAAGGGAGUAUACCGAAAAAUACAGAUGUACAUGCAAAUACUGAAGGUUAAAUCAACCUAAUAAUAAUCAUCUGGGAUUAUUCACAUUAUGGAGAUACAUUUGUACAGAAAUAAAUUGUAAUAAGCGUCACAUUUCUGAUCAUUUUGAUCUGUGGUAGAUUAGUUUUACUUCAGAAGUCAACACGUUACGUAAACCAGACUCUCUCAAUCGAGCGCACCGUUAAUCGAUGUGUUGAUGUCAGCCAUUGCUGUCGUCCAAUAAGUGUUGUAUCAACGGGACGAAACUACGCUGUGAAGAUGUUUUUAAAUUCUGCAAUUCGAUCUGUUGUAUCGCAAACGGUAUGGUUAUAAGAAUGUACUCAUGUUAAGAUAACAUGAUCAGUUAUGAAUCAUUACGUUUUAUGAGAAUUGAAUGAAAUAGGUUGCAUGACACUUGACAAGGGCAAGCGGCCUAGCUAGCUAACGUUAGCUAGUUACAUUGUACGUUAGCUAGCUAGUAACACCAGCCAAUGUUACACUUUCAUUAGAGUAAUGAUUUAGUAAAAUAUGAAUAUGAACAAUAAUGUUGAUUGAACGAUUGUGAAAAUAUCUCUUGUCCUUGUCAGUUAGCUAGCUAAAGCUUCCUGACUGGCUAACUAAGUUAGCUAGCGUAAAGCGCCUUUCAUAGUUUGCUGGCUGGCUAGUUCACAAACAUGCACUGUUCCUUGGCUAAUUAGCUUCAUGGCUACCUUGCAACUUCUUAAUCGUUUUGAAUCACACUGGUCAGAAUUGUCAUUGGUCCUGCAUCCCUCAUACUGCAAAAUUGUCCUGUUGGUAUUGAGGUCUUUAAUAAAUUCGUUUUGGUUGGUAUUCCAUAGAAUCAAACCUUGUGCACACAUUAACAUCCUUUUUUCUUAUUUUCUGUCAAUGUUCCAUGUUCUCAGGCCAGGCAGGUCAGGAGUCUGCACCAGUCUGCUGCCAGAGCUGGAGCUGGCGGCAUCUUUGUGGUGAGUGCUGCUGUGUAAGAUCUGUAACCUCGCUGAUUUCAACAAGACAUUUCACCAGAAAGUUUACAUUUUAGUCAUUUAGCAGACGCUCUUAUCCAGAGCGACUUACAGUUAUUGAGUGCAUACAUUUUUUUUUUUUCUUCAUACUGGUCCCCCCGUAGGAAUCGAACCCACAACCCUGGCGUUGCAAGCGUCAUGCUCUACCAACUGAGCUUAGUCAGAAAGCCUUACUGUACUAUAUCCUUGAUGUGCCUAGCCUCCGAAGCCCAGGCUUCUUACGUACCUACCGAGACGAGAUUUGGAAGUAAGACUAGUCUGGGUUCCUGUCUUUUUAGCUAACAUUCCACUCCUUGCCACUCCUGUCAUUUGCCAAAGAGACUGGCCUUUCGGCAAUCUUAACGUUCAAUAUGCAGACGUAUUUACCGCACAGUUGUUGAUUGCUAGUUGGAAACAACAUUCAUAUUUUCCAUGACAACAUUAUGGAAUAUGGGGUGUGUGCAAAUUUGGCGCAAUAUAGAAUUAGAAUUUUUAAGAACAACAACAAACAAUAUCGCUCUGACCUGCUGCGGUAAUUCCCUUGUGAGAAGGCAGUGUCAAUGCAAGAUCAUGUUGUUCAAUGUGGCUAGAGAGGACUCCGUAAUGAGAGGGAGAAAUCAUGAUACGGAAAAUAUUAGCCUACAAGAUUAAAUCUAGCUACGGUUGCUUCAGUUGCAUCCCAUAAAUGAAAGAAAAGAAGCGGAAAGUGGCACCUGUCGUCAUUCCUCGCACAUACAGUGCCAUUUACUUUUUCCACAUUUUGUUAAAUUACAGCCUGAAUUUAAACAGAUUAAAUUGAGAUUUUUUUGUCACUGGCCUACACACAAUAUCCCAUCAUGUCAAAGUGGAAUUCUGUUUUUAGAUUACGAAAAAAACAAAUUAAUUAAAAAUGAACAGAUGAAAUGUCUUGAGUCAAGUAUUCAACCCCUUUGUUAUGGCAACAAGUCACAUAAUAACUUGCAUGAACUCACUCUGUGUGCAAUAAUGGUGUUUAACAUGAUUUUUGAAUGACUACCUCAUCUCUGUACCCCACACAUACAAUUAUCUGUAAGGUCCCUCAGUCGAGCAGUGAAUUUCAAACACAGAUUCAACCACAAAGACCAGGGAGGUUUUCCAAUGCCUCACAAAGAAGGACAUCUAUUGGUAGAUGGGUAAAAAUAAAAUAAAAAGCAGACAUUGAAUAUCCCUUUGAGCAUGGUGAAGUUAUUAAUUACACUUUGGAUGGUGUAUAAAUACACCCAGUCACUACAAAGAUACAGGCGUCCUUCCUAACUCAGUUGCCGGAGAGGAAGGAAACCGCUCAGGAAUUUCACCAUGAGGCCAAUGGUGACUAAAACAUUUACAGAGUUUAAUGGCUGUGACAGGAGAAAACUGAGGAUGGAUCAACAAAAUUGUAGUUACUCCACAAUACUAACCUAAUUGACAAAGUGAAAAGUAAGCCUUUACAGAACAAAAAUAUUCCAAAACAUGCUUCCUCUUUGCAACAAGGCACUAAAGUAAUACUGCAAAUAAUGUGGCAAAGCAAUUACCUUUUUGUCCUGAAUACAUGUUAUGUUUUGGGGCAAAUCCAAUAGAACACAUUACUGAGUACCACUCUCCAUAUUUUCAAGCAUAGUGGUGGCUGCAUCAUGUUAUGGGUAUGCUUGUAAUCGUUAAGGACUGGGAUGUUUUUCAGGAUGAAAAAUAAACGGAAUGGAGCUAAGCACAGGCAAAAUCCUAGAGGAAAACCUGGUUGUCUGCUUUCCACCAGACACUGGGAGAGGAAUUCACCUUUCAGUAGGAAAAUAACUGAAAACACAAGGCCAAAUCUACACUGGAGUUGCUUACCAAGACAGUGAAUAUUCCUGAGUGUCGAGUUAGUUUUGACUUAAAUAUACAUUAAAAUGUAUAGCAAGAUCUGAAAAUGGUCGUCUAACCAAUCAAGAUCAACAGUCAAUAUGACAGAGCUUGAAAAUUUUGCAAAGAAUAAUGGGCAAAGGUUGUGGAAAGCUCUUAGAGACUUACCCAGAAAGAUCGCUGCCAAAGGUGGUAUAAAGUUGACUCGGGUGUGAAUACUUGUGUAAAUGAGAUACAGUGCAUUUGGAAAGUAUUUCAGACCCCUUCACUCUUUCCACAUUUUGUUACGUUACAGCCUUAUUCUAAAAUGGAUUAAAUACGUUUUCCCCCCUCAUCAAUCUACACACAAUACCCCAUGAUGACAAAGCACAAACAGGUUUUUAGACAUUUUUAGAAAUGUAUUACAAAUAAAAAAGAUACCUUAUUUACAUAAGUAUUCAGACCCUUUGCUAUGAGACUCGAAAUUCUGUUCCGGUGCAUCCUGUUUCCAUUGAUCAUCCUUGAGAUAUUUCUACAACUUGAUUGGAGUCCACCUGUGAUAAAUUCAAUUGAUUGCACAUGAUUUGGAAAGGUACACACCUGUCUAUAUAAGGUCCCACAGUUGACAGUGCAUGUCAGAGCAAAAAACAAGCCUGUGGUCGAAGGAAUUGUCCGUAGAGCUCAGAGACAGGAUUGUGUCGAGGCACAGAUCUGGGGAAGGGCACCAAAAAAUGUCUGCAGCGUUGAAGGUCCCCAAGAUCACAGUGGGCUUCAUCAUUCUUAAAUGGAAGAAGUUUGGAACCACCAAGACUCUUCCAAGACCUGUCCGCCCGGCCAAACAGAGCAAUCGGGGGAGAAGGGCCUUGGUCAGGGAGGUGACCAAGAACCCGAUGGUCACUCUGAGAGCGUUCCAGAGUUCCUCUGUGGAGAUGGGAGAACCUUCCAGAAGGACAACCAUCUCUGCAGCACUCCACCAAUCAGGCCUUUAUGGUGGAGUGGCCAGACAAAACCCACUCCUCAGUAAAAGGCACAUGACAACCCGCUUGGAGUUUGCCAAAAGGCACCUAAAGGACUCUCAGACCAUGAGAAACAAGAUUCUCUGGUCUGAUGAAACCAAGAUUGAACUCUUUGGCCUGAAUGCCAAGCGUCACGUCUGGAGAAAACCUGGCACCAUCCCUAAGGUGAAGCAUGGUGGUGGCGGCAUCAUGCUUUGGGGAUGUUUUUCAGUGGCCGGGACUGGGAGACUAGUCGGGAUCGAGGUAAAGAUGAACGGAGCAAGAUCCUUGAUGAAAAUCUGCUCCAGAGUGCUCAGGACCUCAGACUGGGGCGAAGGUUCACCUUCCAACAGAACAACGACCCUAAGCACACAGCCAAGACAACGCAGGAGUGGCUUCGGGACAAGUCUCUGAAUGUCCUUGAGUGGCCCAGCCAGAGCCCGGACUUGAACCCGAUCUAACAUCUCUGGAGAGACCUGAAAAUAGCUGUGCAGCGACGCUCCCCAUCCAACCUGACAGGCCUUGAGAGGAUCUGCAGAGAAAAAUGGGAGAAACUCCUCAAAUACAGGUGUGCCAAGCUUGUAGCGUCAUACCCAAGAAGACUUGAGGCUGUAAUCGCUGCCAAAGGUGCUUCAACAAAGUACUUAGUAAAGGGUCUGAAUACUUAUGUAAAUGUUGAAAUUUCCGUUUAUUUUUAAUACGUUUGCAAAAAUGUCUAAACCUGUUUUUUGAUUUGUCAUUAUGGGGUAUGGUGUGUAGAUUGAGGGGGGGGGAACAAUAAUCAAUUUUUUAAUAAGGCUGUAAUGUAACAACAUGUGGAAAAAGUCAAGGGAUCUGAAUACUUUCCGAAUGCACUGUAUUUCUGUAUUUUAUUUUCAGUAUAUUUCUACAAACAUGUUUACACUUGGUCAUUAUGGGAUAUUGUGUGUAGAUGGUUGAGAGAAAUCAAUUUAAUCCAUUUUGAAUUCAGGCUGUAACACCAUUUUGGGGUGGAAUAAGUCAAGGUGUAUGAAUACUUUCUGAAGCACUGUAUGCUGAUCAUGACUUCCUUUUUAGUUUAAAAUAAAAGUGUUAUUCUAAGUUCAGUUAUAUUAUUUCUCUCUCCUCUCUUAUUAACAGAUGAAGUCCAGACAGGAUACUUUAGGAAUCUUUCUGAAUGGAUUAGCGAACUCACACACACAAAAAAAACUCCCUAAAAGGACCCAACCAUCAAAGCCACACAAAUCACAUUUCUCCUUUCCUAAAAACUUAUUCAGAACACAGGCUCACCUUCAAAUCUUGCCUGUAGUCCUUCAGAAAGUAGGCCUAUGCUACAUCGUAGCAUAAUGCUAAAAUAAUGUAGCCUAUCAAAUGAAUUGACAAGGAAAGUUUGAAGGGUGAAGAGGGACAGGUAUAGUAUUACUAAAAAAUUGGCCUAAUAUAUAGGCUAGCAUACGAGUGGUGGAUUAAUAGCCCAGCCUAUGAAUUCACUUCUAAUUUACACAUCUGGCUUCACGGUUCCCUUCUUGCGCAUUUCAUGCAUCUCCACUGGCAUCUCUCUCAUCCUCUCUGUACCAGUAGCCUAGCCCAAUGUGUGUCCCAGAAGUAGCAAUAUACACUGAGUAUACAAAACAUUAAGGACACCUUCCUAAUAUUAAGUUGCACCCCCUUUUGCCCUUAGAACAGCCUCAAUUCGUCAGGGCAUGGACUCUACAAGGUGUCGAAAGCGUUCCACAGGGAUGCUGGUCCAUGUUGACUCCAAUGCUUCCCACAGUUGUGUCAAGUUGGCUGGAUGUCCUUUGGGGUGGUGGACCAUUCUUGAUACACACCGGAAACUGUUGAGCGAGAAAAACCCAGUAGCGUUGCAUUUCUUGACACAAACCGGUGCGCCUGGCACCUACUACCAUACCCCGUUCAAAAGGCACUUACAUCUUUUGUCUUGCCCAUUCGCCCCCUGAAUGGCACACAUCCACAAUCCAUGUCUCAAUUGUCUCAAGGCUUAAAUAAUCCUUUAACCUGUCUCCUACCCUUGAUAUACAAUGAUUUUAAGUGGAUUAAACAAGUGACAUCAAUACGGGAUCAUAGCGUUCACCUGGAUUCACCUGGUCAGUCUAUGUCAUGGAAAGAGCAGGUGUCAUGUUUUGUAUACUCAGUGUAGUUUGGUUACUUAUUUUGAGCAAUACAAAUAUAUAUUUGCGGAAAGAAGCACCUUGCUUUUGCUUGCUGGAUAUAAAAUAGGCUCCACAUUCACAAUUAACUGGCGGGGAACUUUUAAUGGCGAGAACCUCUCUGGUGUGAUGUGAUCACAUUGGCUGGUGGUAAAAAUGCAAUAAACAGGAAUCCUCUGUCCAAUGUUAAUGUUUACCAUCAAAUUGAUAAAUUAAGCUAUGUUUUCCUAUCAGUUUAAUUUGCAUAAACAUUGUGAUUGGAUGAUAGCUGCCUGUUAGGGUUAUGAAAUCAGGAUAAAAUCCUCUGAUCUCCUCGCUCAUUAAUUAAAUGUUGUACAUUUACAUUUUAGUCAUUUAGCAGACGCUCUUAUCCAGAGCGACUUACAGGAGCAAUUAGGGUUAAGUGCCUUGCUCAAGGGCACAUCAACAGAUUUUUCCACCUAGUCUGCUCGGGGAUUAGAACCAGCGACCUUUCGGUUACUGGCACAACGCUCUUAACCACUAAGAAAUUAUGUUCAUAUUUGAAGAUUUCCCGAAAGGCUAGUCUCUUUUGGCAAAUGCCAGGACUGGCAAGGCAUGAAAUGUCAUGGCUGAACAGAGACGGCAACCAGUCUAACACAAGACAAUGAUGUGACUAACACUAAGAACCGUAAGUCAAUAUGACCAUAUCUCCCAACAAGAUAAUGGCUUGUUGUCAAGGUCUGGCCUACUCAACUAUAUGAACCAACCUUGCAUGACCAUUGCAUCAUGCAACUACUGUAGGAUGUUAUUAGAAGAAGAAGAAAAAAGAACACAAUCAAUAAAUCGUAAAAAAAAAAAAAAAAAAAUUGCGACACUCUACUGUAUAAAAUAAUAAUCAACCCAUCACUAGAUGUUAUGUAUCUUUUACUCAGGUGAUGGAAAUAUUAUCUUUUAGAGAACAGAUUAAACAAAGCCCUACCUACAAUGUGGUCCUCUGUAGCUCAGCUGGUAGAGCACGGCGCUUGUAACGCCAAGGUAGUGGGUUCGAUCCCCGGGACCACCAAUACACAAAAAUGUAUGCACGCAUGACUGUAAGUCGCUUUGGAUAAAAGCGUCUGCUAAAUGGCUUAUUAUUAUUAUUAUUAUUAUUAUUACAAUAAGCUACAAUCAUGGCUUAUGCAUUUUUAUGAUUACCAUUUUAGCCAGAAUAAAAAAUAUAUAUAAUAAUGAACACGAUAGGAAUAUUUACUGUCCACAAGGGGGCAGUGCACAUUUCCUGUAGUGCCAAUAUGGCAGCCCAAUUCUGAUUAUAUAUAUAUAUUUUUUCACUAAUUGGUGUUUUGACCAAUCACAUCAGAUCUUUUCACUAAAUAUAGUUUUCAGAGCUGAUCAAAUUGGUCAAAAGAUUGGUUAAAAUACCAAUUUAGUGAAACAAAAUCUCAGGAUUGGUCUGCCUGUGAACGCAGCUUAUAUUUACAUUUUUUUUCCACAUUUUUAGUCAUUUAGCAGACGCUCUUAUCCAGAGCGACUUACAGUUAGUGAAUACAUAUUUUUUUAUACUGGCCCCCCGUGGGAAUCGAACCCACAACCCUGGCGUUGCAAACGCCAUGCUCUAUCAACUGAGCUACAUCCCUGCCGGCCAUUCCCUCCCCUACCCUGGACGACGCUGGGCCAAUUGUGCGCCGCCCCAUGAGUCUCCCGGUCGCGGCCGGCUGCGACAGAGCCUGGAUUCGAACCAGGAUCUCUAGUGGCACAGCUAGCACUGCAAUGCAGUGCCUUAGACCACUGCUCCACUCAGGAGUUAUAUGUUGUUGGAUACAGCACUCCCACUGGUGUAGAUAAAGGAUACAUCUCAAGCACCUAGGGGUUUCCUCUCCCAUUCUUUACCACUUCCUGUCAUCUAUGGGGAGAUUGUCAUUUUCCUGAUCAGUUGGUUGGUUUACUAAUUGAACAGUUUGAACUAAUCCAAUAUGUUUUAGUUUUUGCUUGACGGGUCCUGGUAGGAUUCCUAUAGAACUGACUUCCGUGUAAUGAUUUGAUCUGCUGUUCUUCUUCCUGCUGUAGCACCGAGACACACCUGACAACAACCCAGAUACUCCUUUUGAGUUCACUGUGGACAACCUGAAGGUGAGUGGAUGAUGCCAGAGGAUGAUCAUUUUAAAGAAAUGCCUGCACAUCAAGACUAACAACAAAACUAUUAGAACAGUUUAUUACAAUGUAAAUCACAUCAACUUUAACUCAUUUUUUAAAAAGGAAGCGUUAUAACGUCACAUUCUCUGUUCUUAUCAACAACCACAUCUGUUUGUUGUUGUCUAGAGGAUUGAUGCCAUCAUUAGUAUGUACCCCGAGGGUCACAAGCAGGCCGCCACCAUCCCUGUGUUGGACCUGGCUCAGAGACAGCAUGGAUGGCUCCCCAUCUCAGCUAUGAACAAGGUAAUCAAUCUAUCGAUAUCCCCAUCUCCGCUAUGAACAAGGUCUAUCCAUCUACCAAUAUCCUGACUGAGGCAUCUGUUUGCUUCAGAAUAGAGUAUGUUCAUCUGUUGGCUUAUGUAGUAACACAUUACUUUAAAUGGGCAUAAUCAGAAUGAAUGACGUAGAUUUACACAGAAUCUCUACUUGCAGACCUGGGGCGUGAUCAGUAGGGAUGAAACAUUUUUUAGAAACUGAGUCAUCCAUUAUUGGACUGACCAUACUUACUCAAUGCUCGACCUUUUAUUUGUUAAUUAGCCUCUGUUUUUUCCGGGAAAAAAAACCCAUUCAUUUUCCUCAUCUCCCAGGUGGCCGAGGUGCUUGAGGUCCCUCCGAUGAGAAUCUAUGAGGUAGCAACGUUCUACACCAUGUUCCUGAGGCAGCCGGUGGGGAAGUACCACAUCCAGAUCUGCACUACAACUCCCUGCAUGCUUUGCGACUCCGACAGCAUCCUGGAGGCCAUCCAGAACAAACUGGGUAGGAGAUCAACUGUCCCGUUUGGUUCACAGAGUGAAGGGGAUUAAAGUGGAGAUGAAAGCAGAUCUGGAUUUAGUUUUUUUGUUUUAUUGUGUAUGUGACAGAUGAACUGGAGGAUAAACGUGGAUGUACAGUGGGGGGAAAAGUAUUUAGUCAGCCACCAAUUGUGCAAGUUCUCCCACUUAAAAAGACCAGAGGCCUGAGAGGCCUGUAAUUUUCAUCAUAGGUACACGUCAACUAUGACAGACAAAUUGAGAUUUUUUUUUCCUGAAAAUCACAUUGUAGGAUUUUUAAUGAAUUUAUUUGCAAAUUAUGGUGGAAAAUAAGUAUUUGGUCACCUACAAACAAGCAAGAUUUCUGGCUCUCACAGACCUGUAACUUUUUCUUUAAGAGGCUCCUCUGUCCUCCACUCGUUACCUGUAUUAAUGGCACCUGUUUGAACUUGUUAUCAGUAUAAAAGACACCUGUCCACAACCUCAAACAGUCACACUCCAAACUCCACUAUGGCCAAGACCAAAGAGCUGUCAAAGGACACCAGAAACAAAAUUGUAGACCUGCACCAGGCUGGGAAGACUGAAUCUGCAAUAGGUAAGCAGCUUGGUUUGAAGAAAUCAACUGUGGGAGCAAUUAUUAGGAAAUGGAAGACAUACAAGACCACUGAUAAUCUCCCUCGAUCUGGGGCUCCACGCAAGAUCUCACCCCGUGGGGUCAAAAUGAUCACAAGAACGGUGAGCAAAAAUCCCAGAACCACACGGGGAGACCUAGUGAAUGACCUGCAGAGAGCUGGGACCAAAGUAACAAAGCCUACCAUCAGUAACACACUACGCCGCCAGGGACUCAAAUCCUGCAGUGUCAGACGUGUCCCCCUGCUUAAGCCAGUACAUGUCCAGGCCCGUCUGAAGUUUGCUAGAGUGCAUUUGGAUGAUCCAGAAGAGGAUUGGGAGAAUGUCAUAUGGUCAGAUGAAACCAAAAUAGAACUUUUUGGUAAAAACUCAACUCGUCGUGUUUGGAGGACAAAGAAUGCUGAGUUGCAUCCAAAGAACACCAUACCUACUGUGAAGCAUGGGGGUGGAAACAUCAUGCUUUUGGGCUGUUUUUCUGCAAAGGGACCAGGACGACUGAUCCGUGUAAAGGAAAGAAUGAAUGGGGCCAUGUAUCGUGAGAUUUUGAGUGAAAACCUCCUUCCAUCAGCAAGGGCAUUGAAGAUGAAACGUGGCUGGGUCUUUCAGCAUGACAAUGAUCCCAAACACACCGCCCGGGCAACGAAGGAGUGGCUUCGUAAGAAGCAUUUCAAGGUCCUGGAGUGGCCUAGCCAGUCUCCAGAUCUCAACCCCAUAGAAAAUAUUUGGAGGGAGUUGAAAGUCCGUGUUGCCCAGCGACAGCCCCAAAACAUCACUGCUCUAGAGGAGAUCUGCAUGGAGGAAUGGGCCAAAAUACCAGCAACAGUGUGUGAAAACCUUGUGAAGACUUACAAAAAACGUUUGACCUGUGUCAUUGCCAACAAAGGGUAUAUAACAAAGUAUUGAGAAACUUUUGUUAUUGACCAAAUACUUAUUUUCCACCAUAAUUUGCAAAUAAAUUCAUUAAAAAUCCUACAAUGUGAUUUUCUGGAUUUUUUUUCUUCUCAUUUUGUCUGUCAUAGUUGACGUGUACCUAUGAUGAAAAUUACAGGCCUCUCUCAUCUUUUUAAGUGGGAGAACUUGCACAAUUGGUGGCUGACUGAAUACUUAUUUCCCCCACUGUAUACAAUAUGUCCUGCAAUACAAACAUCAGGGAAUAGCAGUUUAUCCAAAAAUGAAUAUAGUUGUGUACACUAGGGUUGGUUGAUGUCAACCAUUGUCCUAUCGUGCUUAUGUACGCAUAAAACAUUGUGAUGUACGAUGGUAUCGCUCCCUAUUGGCCAACAACAAACUCAGCGGGAACUCCGCUAAAUCGACUGUGCGAAAUCGAAUCCUACAACUGAAUGAAUAAUGAGGAAAGAUAAUGUUGUUGAAAGCCUGGGCAGAGACAGAGUGCAGGCACAUCUUCUCUAAUAUUCCUUUCUGGUGGAGAAGCAGAGCAGGUCUGUGUGGCCAUUUUGUUAUAUGAUAGGCCAGUAGGAGGAUAGGUUAUUGGCCAUUUUGGUUUUCGACCUCACAUGGAGGGGUGUUCCCGGCCCGCAUGGAUCAUUUAUUUCUUAAUAAGCUUAAGCUUAAUUAAACUUGUCAUUUGAUUUUUCUACAGGCUAUUGACAUGGUUUGUCCUACAGGCUAUUGACAUGGUUUGUCCUACAGGCUAUUGACAUGGUUUGUCCUACAGGCUAUUGACAUGGUUUGUCACCUCGCUAGCUUACGUUUUUAAGCUAUCCAAACAUCUUUUUGAGAUGGAACUCCGUUACAUUCAUUGUUUGAUCGGGAUAAAGCCAUGCAUAAAACUAUGAAAGUGUAGCCUAUAGACCAAAGUCAUAUUCAUAGCCUAUAGAAUGGAGAGAGAGAAGGGAAUAUAGGAUUUUUGUUUUUUUUAACUGCUAGUAGACACAAGAUACUUUUCGUCAUGUAGUGUAUGUGGACACCUGCUCGUCGAAUAUCUCAUUCCAAAAUCAUGGGCAUUAAUAUGGAGUUGGUCCCCCCCUUUGCUGCUAUAACAGCCUCCACUCUUCUGGGAAGGCUUUCCACUAGAUGUUGGAAGAUUGCUGCAGGGACUUGCUUCCAUUCAGCCACAAGAGCAUUAGUAAGGUCGGGCACUGAUGUUGGGCGAUUAGGCCUGGCUCGCUGUCGGCGUUCCAAUUAAUCCCAAAGGUGUUUGAUGGGGUUGAGGUCAGGGCUCUGUGCAGGACAGUCAAGUUCUUCCACACCGAUCUCGACAAACCAUUUCUGUAUGGACCUCGCUUUGUGCACGGGGGCAUUGUCAUGCUGAAACAGGAAAGGGCCUUCCCCAAACUGUUGCCACAAAGUUGGAAUCACAGAAUCGUCUAGAAUGUCAUUGUAUGCUGUAGCGUUAAGAUUUCCCUUCACUGGAACUAAGAGGCCUAGCCCGAACCAUGAAAAACAGCCCCAGACCAUUAUUCCUCCUCCACCAUAACGAACAGUUAUGGUGCUGACGUUGCUUCCGGAGGCAGUUUGGAACUCGGUAGUGAGUGUUGCAACCGGGGACAGGCGAUUUUUACGCGCUUCAACACUCAGCGGUCCCAUUCUGUGAGCUUGUGUGGCCUACCAUAUCGCGGCUGAGCCGUUGUUGCUCCUAGACGUUUCCACUUCACAAUAACAGCACUUACAGUUGACCAGGGCAGAAAUGUGACGAACUGACUUGUUGGAAAGGUGGCAUCCUAUGACGGUGCCACGUUGAAAGUUACUGAGCUCUUCAGUAAGGCCAUUCUACUGCCAAUGUUUGUCUAUGGAGAUUGCAUGGCUGUGUGCUAGAUUUAUACACCCGUCAGCAACGGGUGUGGCUGAAAUAGCCGAAUCCACUAAUUUGAAGGAGUGUCCACAUACUUUUCAUAUAUAGUGUAGUUAAAUAGUGUCCGAAAAUUUUUUAAUAAGGAAAAGGUUUAGGCUAUAGUCUAAAUCAGCCCAACCCUGUUCCUGGAGAGCUACCCUCCUGUAGGUUUUAACUCCAACCCUGUUCCUGGAGAGCUACCCUCCUGUAGGUUUUAACCCCAACCCUGUUCCUGGAGAGAUACCCUCCUGUAGGUUUUAACUCCAACCCUGUUCCUGGAGAGCUACCCUCCUGUAGGUUUUCGCUCCAACCCUGUUCCUGGAGAGCUACCCUCCUGUAGGUUUUUGCUCCAACCCUGUUCCUGGAGAGCUACCCUCCUGUAGGUUUUCGCUCCAACCCUGUUCCUGGAGAGAUACCCUCCUGUAGGUUUUCGCUCCAACCCUGUUCCUGGAGAGAUACCCUCCUGUAGGUUUUCGCUCCAACCCUGUUCCUGGAGAGCUACCCUCCUGUAGGUUUUCGCUCCAACCCCAGGUGUUACUAACCUGAUUCAUCUUAUCAACCUGCUAAUUAUUAGAAUCAGUUGUGCUAGAUUAGGGAUGGAGCAAAAACCUACAGGAUGGUAGCUCUCCAGGAACUGGGUUGGGCAGUCCUGGUCUAAAUGAAUAGGUUUAGGCUAUGGUCUAAAUGAAUAGGUUUAGGCUAUAGUCUAAAUGAAUAGGUUUAGGCUAUAGUCUAAAUGAAUAGGUUUAGGCUAUAGUCUAAAUGAAUAGGUUUAGGCUAUAGUCUAAAUGAAUAGGUUUAGGCUAUAGUCUAAAUGAAUAGGUUUAGGCUAUAGUCUAAAUGAAUAGGUUUAGGCUUUAGUCUAAAUGAAUAGGUUUAGGCUUUAGUCUAAAUGAAUAGGUUUAGGCUAUAGUCUAAAUGAAUAGGUUUAGGCUAUAGUCUAAAUGAAUAGGUUUAGGCUAUAGUCUAAAUGAAUAGGUUUAGGCUUUAGUCUAAAUGAAUAGGUUUAGGCUAUAGUCUAAAUGAAUAGGUUUAGGCUCUGGUCUAAAUGAAUAGGUUUAGGCUAUAGUCUAAGGACCAUGCAUCCGACAGAGAGAAACAAUAUUUUCUGACUGGACAUUCCGCUGUGGUGGAAUUCUCCACUCGGUCUCCACUCCAUGCCCCUCUUGUGUUCUGUAGGCUAUAUAACAUAUUUAUUGAAAUAGGCUAUAGCAUGUAGGAAUAGGCUAAUUACUCAAAUGUCACUUGUGUGCUGUCCUGCUGUGUACUGUCCUGCCGUCCUGCUGUGUCCUGUCCUGCUGUGUCCUGUCCUGCUGUGUACUGUCCUGCUGUGUCCUGUCCUGCUGUGUUCUGUCCUUCUGUCCUGCUGUGUUCUGUCCUUCUGUCCUGCUGUGUGCUGUCCUGCUGUGUUCUGUCCUUCUGUCCUGCUGUGUCCUGUCCUGCUGUGUCCUGUCCUGCUGUGUCCUGUCCUGCUGUGUUCUGUCCUUCUGUCCUGCUGUGUCCUGUCCUGCUGUGUCCUGUCCUGCUGUGUCCUGUCCUGCUGUGUCCUUCCUGCUGUUCUGUCCUGCUUGCCUUGUAUGCUCUGUGUCUGUCCUGCUGUGCCUGUCUGCUGUUACUGUGUCCUGCUGUGUCUGUCCUGCUGUGUCCGUCCUGCUGUGUAGCUGUGUCCUGCUGUGUCCUGUCCUGCUGUGUCCUGUCCUGCUGUGUCCUUCUGCCUGCUGUGUCUGUCCUGCUGUGUCCUGUCCUGCUGUGUCCUGUCCUGCUGUGUCCUGUCCUGCUGUGUCCUGUCCUGCUGGUUGUGUGUACUGUCCUGCUGUGUCCCUGUAUGCCUGCUUUUCUGUCCUGUUCCGCUGCUUGUGUCCUGCCUGUUGUACUGUCCGCUGUGUCUGUCCUGCUGUGUCCUGUCCUGCUGGUUGUCUGUGUGUCUGUCCUACUGUGUCUGUCCUGCUGUGUACUGUCCUGCUGUGGUACUGUCCUGCUUUCCUGUGUACUGUCCUGCUGUGUCCUGUCCUGCUGUGUACUGUCCUGCUGUGUACUGUCCUGCUGUGUCCUGUCCUGCUGUGUACUGUCCUGCUGUCCUGCUGUGUCCUGUCCUGCUGUGUACUGUCCUGCUGUGUCCUGUCCUGCUGUGUACUGUCCUGCUGUCCUGCUGUGUCCUGUCCUACUGUCCUGCUGUGUGCUGUCCUGCUGUGUACUGUCCUACUGUCCUGCUGUGUCCUGUCCUGCUGUGUCCUGCUGUGUCCUGUCCUGCUGUGUCCUGUCCUGCUGUGUACUGUCCCUACUGUGUACUGUCCUGCUGUGUCCUGUCCUGCUGUGUACUGUCCUGCUGUCCUGCUGUGUACUGUCCUGCUGUGUCCUGUCCUGCUGUGUACUGUCCUGCUGUGUCCUGUCCUGCUGUGUCCUGUCCUGCUGUGUACUGUCCUGCUGUGUCCUGUCCUGCUGUGUACUGUCCUGCUGUGUCCUGUCCUGCUGUGUCCUGUCCUGCUGUGUACUGUCCUGCUGUGUCCUGUCCUGCUGUGUCCUGUCCUGCUGUGUCCUGUCCUGCUGUGUACUGUCCUACUGUGUACUGUCCUGCUGUGUCCUGUCCUGCUGUGUACUGUCCUGCUGUCCUGCUGUCCUACUGUCCUGCUGUGUACUGUCCUACUGUGUACUGUCCUGCUGUGUCCUGUCCUGCUGUGUACUGUCCUGCUGUCCUGCUGUCCUACUGUCCUGCUGUGUACUGUCCUGCUGUGUACUGUCCUGCUGUGUACUGUCCUGCUGUGUCCUGUCCUGCUGUGUACUGUCCUGCUGUCCUGCUGUGUGCUGUCCUGCUGUGUACUGUCCUGCUGUGUGCUGUCCUGCUGUGUCCUGUCCUGCUGUGUGCUGUCCUUCUGUGUCCUGUCCUGCUGUGUGCUGUCCUGCUGUGUACUGUGAGACUCAGUUCUUUACUGCUCGGCACCAGUCAAGUUCAAAUAGGGUAAACCAUCAUCUGUCACAUUAUGAUGUCGUUACCAUCGACGAUAGCUAUCAAUCGUCAUCGAUAGACGAUGGUAUUGUAAUAUCGCCCAACCCUAGAGUACACAACAAUAAAGGAUUGUUUAGAGUCGAGUAUUAAGCUAGCUUCGGAGAUCUAGGAAAAAAACUGUUCAUCAAUUAAAAUGAUCACUACUUAACCAUGAUGCUAAACCUACUGUAUCCUUUCUUGUGAAUAUGAAGUCAGUUCUCUUGCAGUGUCAAGAUGCUGGGUUCCAGUCGGUUUCUGCUUUUGCAGUGUCAAGAUGCUGGGUUCCAGUCGGUUUCUGCUUUUGCAGUGUCAAGAUGCUGGGUUCCAGUCGGUUUCUGCUUUUGCAGUGUCAAGAUGCUGGGUUCCAGUCGGUUUCUGCUUUUGCAGUGUCAAGAUGCUGGGUUCCAGUCGGUUUCUGCUUUUGCAGUGUCAAGAUGCUGUUUCUCUUGCCAAUUGUCAUGCAGAACAUGUUUGGCUUGACAAUGGAGUAGGCAAAAGCACAAACAGAAUUGGGACCAGUUCACCGAUCCUUCCAUCAGAUCAGUCUAAUAAAGCCUUAACCUCUUCCUCCUCCUCCUCCUCCUCUUCCUCCCUCAGGCAUCAAGGUAGGAGGGAUGACUGCAGACAAGAUGUUCUCUCUAAUAGAGGUGGAAUGUCUUGGUGCCUGUGUUAACGCCCCCAUGGUCCAGAUCAACGACAACUACUACGUGAGUAGUAGUGGGGCUGGGAAUGACCAGGAACCUCACGAUACGAUAUUAACACCAUACUUAGGUGCUGAUACAAUAUGUAUUGCGAUUCUCACGAUUCUAUAUGUAUUGCGAUUCAAUACUGUGAUUUUUAUUGCGAUUCGAUGUUCCAUACAAUAUUGCUCCCCAUAUGUCUGCUGCAGAGGGACGAGAGCCAUGAGAAAACAAGUUUUGAUCGGUCAUGGAAAUAAAAGUGCUGAAAACAAAACUGGCUCCCUGUCUUUUGAAAAGAUGGAGAACAAGCUGUGAAGGGAAAAACACAGGGGGUUUUGGUACAGCAGACUAGCGCAAAAAAUAAUACUGCCAUAUUCUCAAAAUGAUAUCGGCAAAACUAUGAGUUAGUUGGUGUCUUCUCUAGUUCUCCAUUACUACCAUCUACGUUAGUUACAAAACCGCUAAGGCUCCCUACAAACCACAACCCUCGUGCUGCAAGAAUUAAGCAGAACUGAUUUGUUUUUUUUGUGUAAUUUUAGAAAUAUAGCAAUACAAAUUUCCCUCAAAUUUAGGAAUGAAGUUAUUGUUAUAUCGAACUGGUUUUAUGACGUGUUAGGAUAGUUUUACUGGGUAAAUAGACUGGUUUUAUGAAGUGUUAGGUUUACUCUCUAAAUAGACUGGUUUUAUGACGUGUUAGGAUAGUUUUACUGGGUAAAUAGACUGGUUAUAUGACGUGUUAAAAACUGGAUCUAUUUUGUAAUGUGUUGCUGUCCUCUGGUUUUCAGGAGGACCUGAGUCCUAAAGACAUUGAUCAGAUCAUUGAUGAGCUGAAAGCUGGGAACGUCCCUCCGCCUGGGCCCAGGUACGAACGUCUAUCAUCUCAUAUUUAGGGUCCUGUAUUUGCGCGAUAAUCAAAUCAAAUGUAUUGGUCACAUACACAUGGUUAGCAGAUAUUAUUGCGAGUGUAGCCAAAUGCUUGUGCUUCUAGUUCCGACAGUGCAGCAAUAUCUAGCCAGUAAUAUCUAACAGAUACACAACAAAAACCUAAUACACACAAAUCUAAGUAAAGGAAUGGAAUAACAAUAUAUAAAUAUAUGGAUGAGCAAUGUCAUUAUCAGAGCGGCAUAGGCUAAGAUGCAAUAGAUAGAAUAGAAUACAGUAUAUACAUAUGAGAAGGACAACCUUCCAGAAGGACAACCAUCUCUGCAGCACUCCACCAAUCAGGCCUUUAUGGUAGAGUGGCCAGACGGAAGGCACUCCUCAGUAAAAAGCCCAUGACAGCCCGCUUGGAGUUUGCCAAAAGGCACCUAAAGACUCUCAGACCAUGAGAAAUAAGAUUCUCUGGUCUGAUGAAACCAAGAUUGAACUAUUUUUGGCCUGAAUGCCAAGUGUCACGUCUGGAGGAAACCUGGCACCAUCCCUACGAUGAAGCAUGGUUGUAGCAGCAUCAUGCUGUGGUGAUGUUUUUCAGUGGCAGGGACUGGGAGACUAGUCAGGAUCGAGGGAAAGAUGAACGGAGAAAAGUACAGAGAGCUCCUUGAUGAAAACCUGCUCUAGAGCGCUCAGGACCUCAGACUGGGGUGAAGGUUCACCUUCCAACAGGACAAUGACCCUAAGCACACAGCCAAGACAACACAGGAGUGGCUUCGGGACAAGUCUCUGAAUGUCCUUGAGUGGCGCAGCCAGAGCCCGGACUUGAACCCGAUCGAACAUCUCUGGAGAGACCUGAAAAUAGCUGUGCAGCCCCCAUCCAACCUGACAGAGCUUGAGAGGAUCUGCAGAGAAGAAUGGGAGAAACUCCCCAAAUACAGGUGUGCCAAGCUUGUAGCGUCAUACCAAAGACGACUCGAGGCUGUAAUCACCGCCAAAGGUGCUUCAACAAAGUACUGAGUAAAGGGUCUGAAUACUUAUGUAAAUGUGAUAUUUCGGGGGGGGGGGGGGUUUAUUUAUAAAUUUGCGAACAUUUCUAAAAAACAGUUUUUGCUUUGUCAUUAUGGGGUCUGGUGUGUAGAUUGAGGGGAAAAAAUCCCUUAUUUUAGAAUAAGGCUGUAACGUAACAAAGUGGAAAAAGGAUAAGGGGUCUGAAUACUUUCUGAAUGCACUGUAUAUAUGUUUAUGAUUUAUUUUAUUUUACACGCAUCUUCCUCUUUUUGACUACAAAACAUAGAAACCUGCCGUUUUCACAUUUGUUGAUUUUUGGGGUCGUGCUGGAAAUGAAUAUAAAGUUAUAGUUUGACAUUUCUCAAACGUAAUAAUUCUUUGUUAUUUAUCUUCCAGGAACGGGCGUUUCUCCUGUGAACCGGCAGGUGGACUGACGUCUCUGUCUGAGCCUCCUCCAGGACCUGGUUUUGGUGUCAGAGCUGAUUUAUAAAGAGCUUUAG
This is a messenger RNA of Coregonus sp. 'balchen', 48259 nucleotides long. The record is from the annotation of a GenBank genome assembly. NCBI's taxonomy places the organism in Eukaryota, Metazoa, Chordata, Actinopteri, Salmoniformes, Salmonidae.